CACUUUUAUACAUGCUUUGCUGGCAAAAUUAAAAUUAAUUUACAAAAAAGAAAACGAUUUAUUUAAUACAAGACUGCAUGGGUAAACACAAAGGAAAGGAGAUGUAUACGACUGAUAAAAAGUUAGUAUUAAAAUAGUUGUUUACCUUUAAUAAUAGUAAUAACCUUUAAUACAAUUAUUUGUUUAUUUUUUUGUUACUGUUUACCAUAGGUUUUAAUACGGACAAAAAGUGAAAAAGAAUCGCCUAAAUUAUUAAUAUAUUUAUGCUCGUUUUUACCCUGCGAGCAGAGUAUACUCUGCUCGCAGGGUAGCUCGUUUUGUAUGUCUUGUUUUGAUUUUCUCUUUUUUUGUUCCCAUUUGUAGAACGGUAUCAAAUAUUUUCAUUUACUGUGAGUACUAACUGCAGACCUGGAAAAGAUCCUGGAUCCUGAGGAACAUUUGCCUUUAUUAAUAGCAACAAGAUUGACUAUUGAGGAACAUUUUGAAUUUUUCAUGCAUACUUUAAGGGGAAAUUUUAUUAUAAGGAAUCAUAUUUAGUUAUCUGCCAUUUGAGUCUAUUUUGCAGCUGCAAAGUGUUCUUCAUAUCCUGUUAUUAAAUAAUAGAAUUUGAAGAUUGUUUUGUUUCCUCAGCUGUUUUACAACCAAUGUAUAAAUUGAGGGACAUUUGAAAAAGGCAAAUUCAGGAUCCGAGGAACAUUGAACACUUUUUCCAGGUCUGAGUAACUGGUUCAACAUCGUCUGCACGCUUUACAAAAUUUAGGAUCUUUGAAGUUUAAAAUAAUGCAGGAUGCAUUACUUUUACUUUGUCCAGACUUUUACGUAUACCCAUCAUCUAGGUACAAAUCUUGGUAAACCAUUAAUCUGCAAAUGCAAGAUUCUCUUCUUGAUGAAUAAAAUUUGCUUGUAUUAUACUGAAAUUACUAACUGAAAAUGCAUUAUUUAAUGGCUAUUAAAUGUGUGUUAUCCAUCAUAGGCAGCCCAAUUUUUUUUUUCAUUUAUUUAUUUUGGGCUGCCUAUGGUUAUCAUCUGUUGUUACUUGUCUUAAUUGUCACUUGUGAUAUAAAAAUUGGGUCAGUCCUGAAAUAAAUUGGUCAUCUAUACUCCUCAUAUGGAAACCAAUUUGCAAAGUAUAAGUUCUAGCUUUCAAGCAGUACGUUGCAAAGCAUGUAAAGUGGCCCAACCCCUCUAGUUACUUUGGGUCAUCCUCCCUGCCCCCAAGGAGGAAAUUUCUGCCAUCUGGAGGGGCGUGGAUGGGAGAAAAAUGGGGGGUGGUAAGGGAUUUAUGUUUUCUGGAAUGAUGCAAUAUCCUGCCUACUGUAUGGAGGGGCCUGUACCGGUUUUGCGGGAUGCGUCUAAUAUUGAAGUGGGAUUCGGGAUUUUAAGAGAAAUAUUGGCGGGAAGCAGGAUUUUAUUCCAUCGCGGGAAGCGGGAUUAAUAAAAAUACCAUGGCGAUAUGUGGGAAGUAACCCACGAUUAGCGGGAUAAAACAACAAAACGUGUAGCCGUCGUUUGUUUGUGUGCUCGAAAUGUACUGUUUUCCAGGAUAAUAUCGAACAUUUGUCCCCAUCAAUCCCCCAUUUACUAAUUACAUGCAUGAUUGCUGUUUUCAUAAGAGUCGCGAUUCAGAAUCAUUUAUUAUUUUAAACUUUGUUGUAUUGUACUCUAGUGUAUUCAAAUUGUGUUUUAUGUCGUUACCAUAUGUUCUUUAAAUCAUAAUACGUUGAACAGUGUUAGAAACAAGUUGGGAGCAGGAAAUUGGGAUGAGGCAUGGCAGGAUAACAGGAUUUGAAGUAAAAAUCUGUCGGGAUGGCGGGAUUUCGGAACCCGGUACAGGCCACUCUGUAUGGCUCAAAACAUGUAUGUAUUAAUCUGGCAUGUUCUGUUAACCAAGCACAAUGGAUGCCAUAUCGUGUUACUAGGGAAGCAAGGAUGCAGUGAUAGACACUAAUUGGGGCUGGGGAGGGGUGCGAAGGGGCCAAUUGCCUCCCCCCCCAAUAAUUUGUGAAAUCCUUUGAACCAUGGGUAAUUGUGUAAUGUCUAAUGAAGCUAACGAAAAAUUUACAAGCAUGAAAGAUUGGUUAUUGAGACUGCAUGUAAAGUCCAGCCAGCAAAAAGGUGAUGAAUUGGAUAUAACCAUACCCAGUAUAAAUGACAUUAAAUAGAUAACUAAUGACCGAUUCCGGAAAUCUAGAUACCACAUUUUAUACAUUAUUCUGUUUUAUGCAUCACAAGGCGACUGAUAAACACUUUUUCAACAGAGACUGCUAUUGCCCUUUGAAAUGUGCAAAAAGCAGCAAAAAUUUCAGAAAAUACCUGAAAUUUAUAUUUUACGUGUCGACAUCACGACUCGAUCAUCACGACGUCUGCAAACUAGUCGAAACGUUGAAUAAAUAUUUACUGUUGUCGUCGGAGUGUCCUUUCCAGACUGUAAAGUAUUAUUUUUGCGCGGGGAACUUUUCCGUCGUAAAUGGACCUAAAUGGCAGUUGCGCAGAAAGGAAGGCAGAGCAUUUGAGAAAAUUUCGAAAAUUUGGAGUCUCUGAUCGUCUGAAAUAGCACUGAUUUUCAGAAUUUUCUCUACCUCUUUUCGCAAGGCCCGACACGUAAGAGAUGACAGUCGACUCAAUGAAGGAAAGUUUGACAAAAAUGAAGGAAAUUUGAAGGAAAUAAAAUUUUGAAUGAAAAUAGUCAAAUAUUUUGUCAAAAUAGGGUAUUUUCCCCUUUAUUUUCUGUUUAUUUUAAUUUCAUGAAACCUUUGAGUAUGCAGAUUUUGUAGGAUUUUCUCAGCUGAAAAUGCGCGGAUAGAAAUUCAGCUAAAAAAAUUCAGCUAAAAUUUCUGUGCCGCCGGGAACGUGUUUCCCGCGCAGGUCAAACUUUACAGCCUGUGUCCUUUUACGUGUUAUAUCUGCGAGCUCUCAAGGUAAACGCAGAAUAGCUUGAGAUAGCUGGGAUCCAACUGGAUCGAUUUUGUCCGUCCAUUAAUGUCGUUUACACACCCCAUAUAUGCAGCAGAGUAUUAUUUAAAGAUAUUCAGCAGGGUUCGUAAAACAAAGCACUCCACUGAAACUGCUAGCUGUGGGAUGUUGGUAUUAUACUCACGGAGAUCCAAUUCACACUGAACUUACUAUAAAGUCUCGUUUUCGUCUCGUUCUUCGAACUUACUAUAAAAUCUCGUUUUCGUCACUAGGAAAAUUCAAUAAAUGACCCACAAAGCGUAUAGAAAGAGUCAACUAUACCUCUUUACGAAAUGCCGAUUGAAAAACAUUUAGUUCUCUUACAAUUCACGACGACACGACGCACAAUGGACCUUUCCCCUUAUAACUAAAAUUUCGAUCUAGACAAAAAUUUCAUCACAGCUUGAAAGAGCACCACAAAAUUAGUAACAUUCCAAAGUUUUGUUGCAAAAUCUUGUAAAAUGCGGAUAAUAUAGCCUUGCGAAGUUUGCCGUUUUUCAGUCAUUUUGUAUUACAAACGGGGAAUUGGCAUACGAUUCGGGUGUUGGGACUGCAAUUUCCCGUUUGUAAUGCAAAAUGACUGAAAAUUGCAAACUCCGCAAGGCUCUAUUUUCCUCAUUUUACAACAUUUCGCAACGAAACUUUGGAAUAUUACUAAUUUUGUGAUGCUCUUUCAAGCUGUGAUGAAAUAUUUGUCUAGACUUGCCUAGAUCAAAAUUUUGGUUAUAAGGGGAAAGGUCUAUUAAUCUCUUUCACCAGCCCUUUCACGACGCUCAGUAAAUGUAUAUAUAUAUAUAUUGAAGUUUUAUAUAAAUGAAGUUUUUUGGGCGGCUAGUGAUAUUUAUAUAUAUAUAUAUAUAUAUAUAUAUAUAUAUAUAUAUAUAUAUAUAUAUAUAUAUAUAUAUAUAUAUAUAUAUAUAUAUAUAUAUAUAUAUAUAUAUAUAUAUAUAUAUAUAUAUAAAGCUCUAAGACUGUAUUUUUUAUAUUUCCUAUGCCAUUCUGAACUGGAAACAACUCAGGAAAUAGCAUGUAAAACCAUCACUGAUUAUAUUUCAAUCUUGGGGUUAAUUUCCGACUUGCAGUGAGACCAAACAUAUUCCCGAUGAGCAAUGCGAGAUAAAAAAUCUCUGCACUUGCAUUUCACGAAUUUUGCUGAUUUUGAAAUCGACCGUGGAGAAACCUAGCUAUAUGACCUAUAUCAAAUCGGAGCAUUUCCCAUUAUUAUAAUCUAGAAAAUUAUCACCUCCACUCUAUAUUUACAAACACGAACAUUUUCAUCGAGUUUUGAUUUGAUUUCUCGCAAAUAUUUGACCUCGGCGCCAAAAUUCUUCGCGGGAAUCUAUUUGCGCCAUCAUUGUAUGAGCCUGGCGUUUCAUUACUGAAAGCUAUCAAAGAUUGCAGCGCAAUAAGAACCGCUUGUUUUGGUUUAAUACCGAGGUAUAUGGGGUAUUUCCUGAGGGAGGUCGCUCACUCGCUCACAAUGCACGCUGCAACAAGUAUUUGGACACUUUCACGAUAAAUUGAUUUUAACUGCGGGUGUAGCAGUGCAAGCGACUGUGAAGAGCUCUUCAUGCGUCAAUCAUUAGCUCAUGUGGGAUGUUUAGAUUGAGUAGAUAUAUUUAGAGUAGACCGCGCGCUCAUGGUAUGUGAUAGGUAACAUAAUAUGUGCAAUGAUCAUAAUCAAGUUUUCAGGGCAAUCAUCCACCGCCUUUCCCCUCCCCCGACACGGCAUUAUCGUAACUGUUAAGCUGUACAUUGUUCAUGUAUUGUUCUCUCUCUUCCAGCUUUAUUGUUCGACAUCAUCUACAUCACAAUCAAGUGAGAGUUUAUAGGCGAACACGACACGCAUCGGUGCGUGUACUGAUAACAAGUUUGGGGUUAUUUUGUGCCCCUAUGUUGCCUUGUUGGUGGUAGACAUUCAACGGAUGUCAUAUGUCACUUGUAAUCUAACUGUUCGCUCGACGGCAAGCUAUUCCCAUUACGCUCCGCCGUUCCAUUUCGCAAACGCUUUGGUAAUAGUCAGACGUGAAACGCUAACGGAACAAGAUAACGUAAAUGCGAAUGAAAACAUGAACGGCGUUCAACCCAUUUUGAGCGCAUACCAUGUCUGAAGAAUUCUACAAUAGAUUAACACUGAGCGACGAAGGAAACAGAACAGUGCUUAAUAACAGCGUAGAUGGUCGCUCACAUAGACAUGGUUGUCAGUAUUCUUCUCAAGCGAACGCGUCCGAGACAACAGCCGCGAAUUCAAGACCGUAUCGAAAUGAUAAUCGAGUUGAACGAACGGAAGUAAAUCUACAUUUAAAACAUCGGACACAGAGACGGAGUACGGCGUCUGAAUCAGCGAGUUCUCGUGGGCGACAUAGAGCAAAUGAUCAAAAUAGACAUUUAGUUCGUACGGAGGAUGAUUUACGUACAUAUCGUACAAGUUCUGGUAGUAAUUAUGAAGGGGAAGAGAGGCGAACGCCGGUAUUUUCGAAUGCAAACGAGUGCGACAGUGGGACAGUUUUAGAUCGCGGCUACAUGCCAGAAAUUCCACGAGCAACUCCAGCUAGCAAUGAGCAAGCUGUAGUGGUGGGGGCAGAAAACACGAAAGCCUUAGUAGAAAGAAUGAAUUCGUAUGGCGGUUCUGAAUGGAAUGGCGCAAAUCUAGCGCCAUCUUUAACAACAUGUAGCUGUGAAGGAGGACAGUACGCGAACUAUACACAGCCGUCAAGCAAACAGGCUCAGCUAUGUCCACACGUCAAAGGUCAGCAACAAGAGAGUUUGCGAGAAGACAACAACAACGUGUCCUGUGUUUCGUUUACCGAUCGUGAUGACAAGAGAUACACUUCGAGCUCGGUGAAACAUCACAGUAGAUACAGUGACAGAUAUAUAUACCAUCCUGGGGAAUUAGAACGACAAUACAGGACCGAUGGACCGCCGUCCAAUUAUUAUUACGGUAUACAAACGGAGAACAUGAUGCGAUGGAAAAAUAGUAAUAGGGAGAAAAGCGGUCGUCAAGUACCCGGCGCUUAUGGUAAAAAUGAAAAGCACGGUCUUAGUAAAAGCUUGCCAAAGAACUCGCGUUACGCUUCUGCUUCGGACCGCAAUGUAAACAGCUCCGAUUCGGAAUCUGGACCGAGCUCAAGUGAGCGAGAAUAUUGGCCCAAUAGUUACUGCCUCGAGAAACGUAAAAAACGGGUUAAAAAGAAAGGAAAUUAUCGCACGAAGUAUUAUUUUGGAGAGAGUGAUCCUAGUGAACACUCAGACCCUGGUCAUAGAAGGUAUAAUGAUGAAUUUCCUGGCCAUAUUUGCUGUUCGUCUGCAGACUGUGAGUAUGAACAGCAGAGGUCACGCUUGUCUGUUUAUGGUCUUAACAAUCGUAGAAAUAUUUCACGGAGUCUUACUUCUGUUAGCUCGCUCGACGACGAAGCUGGCGCAUUUCGAACUGGCUUCACGUUUAACCGUAUUUCACCGCGUGGGAAAGGUAAAAAGCGUAUUUCUAAAAUAAACAUCAAAUCAUUUUCUACUGUACAACUUACUCCCUCACGAUUAACUCGUGCAACUAGCUCGACUAGUGACAUUGGGACUCAUGAUGGGGCUCAUUCGCGAUUAUACGCAUUGGAAAACAAUGGAAUAAAGACAACAGCUAGAAAGACAACCAAAGACAGUCCUUCCGUUUCAGUGACUGCAGAGUUAAGUGACAGUUCAUGUACAUCACCCUCUUUUAAGAAGAGUCCAUUUAAUUCACAUAUAAGGGGACGGAAAUCUUCAACUAGUGGAGGUGAGACUCCAUCUACUACCCCAGUACCAAGAAUAUGUAGUCCAGAAAUUGUGGAUGACAAAUUUCAAGCACCUGCAUCCAGUAGUUUUAAAACUAUUCAUGCACCUGGCUUGCAAGGUCCUGGUGUUUUUAUUGCUGAUGAAGGGGACCUGCACACUAGCACCAGUACUGAGGAGGGUGCAAGAGCUCUUAAAAAUUUAAUUGAAAAUUUAGAAAAAGAUGUGGAAUCAGAAGAUCCAGUUGAAAUAAAGAGACCCGAAUUGUUGCCUUUGCAAACAUCAACUGCUACUAAUACAGACAAUGAUUUAAAUAAUAAUACUGAGGAUACUACAAGUCCUGAAAGUAUGGUUGCCUCGCCAACAGUCAGUAACGAUUUACUUUUACCCAAUGAAGAGGACUUACCAUUAACUCCAGGUGGUGUGAACAGGGUUUCAUCAUUUUCAUUUGGAAAAGAUACACCAUAUUCUAUUCAGAAACCAUUUGUAACACUUGUUAAUAUACAAGAAGAAGAUGAAGCUGGGUAUUCAGAUAGCAGCACUGGGCAUUUACGCAGAAGACGUGAAUCUGUUACUAAGAGAAAAAUGUCGAAAGAGAAUCAAGGUGAUACAAAAGAAACUGAUGUUGUAACAUCACCUUUACGACGGCCAUCAUAUGUUAAAGCACAGAUCUCAAAUCAAAUAUCACCAAAACCAGAUGAAGAAACGGUUGUGGAGGUAAGUAGAACUAAACCCAAUGGCAAGGAACAACAUGUGUAUUGUGAUGAUGAGAAACAUGAGGAUGAAAAUGUGAAACAAGAAGAAGAGACAAACGUAGGUGAUGAUAAUGGGAAUAACAGAAGAAGAUCAAAGAAAAUGGAAAGACCUCGGAUUCCAACUAUACUAAAUCUUGACAAAGCUCUUGAUGAGUUGUUUGAUGAUGUGAAAAAUCAACAAGCUAGUGGUGAGUACCAUAGUUAUAGAGUAAUCGUUUUGUUUUGUGGAAAACAACACUUUUCACACACAGCUUUCUGCUUCUUUCGUUCAUCAGAAAAUUAUAAAUUUAUUUUGCAAAGUUUUCAAUCCAUAGGCCUGCAUGAAUCAAUCUUCAUAAUUUACACUGACAAAGUCUUACGAAUAAAAAACUUUGUGAAAUAAAUAAGAAUGAGUGUUGGUUUCAACAAAACAAGAUAUUGAUUGUUUUAUCAUAGAAGAAUUAUAUUGAUUAUCAAAUAUGCAAGGCGAAAACAUAUUUAAAAAUUUAGAUUUGAACAUCAUUUGUGCAUGUGAAACCAUCUGAUAUAUGGCCUUGUGGGUAGAUUCAAAAUCUGUACUUGGUAUAGGCAUAAUAGUUCAAGCAUAUAGGUUUAGAUAUUUUGUCCACUAAAUCUCCAGACAAAGAUACUGCUUGAAACAUCAUGUUUUCAACAUGCAAAGCAUCCUCCUAUGAAUAUUAGUUCUGCUGUAUACACUGGUAUACCAGGAAGAGAACCCCUUUUCAAACCUGAUAGCUACAUGUAUGCAUAAAAUAUUUGGUCAUAUGCAAUCUCAGACAUGUUUAGACAAUUUAAGUCUUGUUUCAAGUUUUAUUUACAUUUUCUAUGUUUACAUGGCAUGAAGUAAUGAAACAUUACACUCAAAUCUUAAAGAACAAUUCAAGUAUUCUGAUACUAGUACAGGCUUUUCAAAUUUUGCUCAGUGCAAAAUCAAUAUUUAGAAAUAUGUACCAUAAAUUUGUUUCUUGAACAAAAUUCUUAAUACAUACAUAAAUUUCAAGAUUUGGUUUCUAAUAUAGAGGGAUCCAAUUACAAUCCAUCAAGCCGAGUGCUUUUGCAUUGUCUUAUGGCAUUCUAUACUUUAUGCAUAUCAGUUACUUGUUUUCAUGAAUUAACAUGAAAUUUAACUUUUUAAGUUGCAUUGGGUGCCCCAAUGCACCUUACCUAUUACUUUACUCUGUCUAACGACAGAUUAGUAUAUGUUAUGGUUACUGUUCUACAACAAAGAGUAUAUUUUCAUGAGGUUUUCCAACUACGUACUGUACAGUAAAUUUUAUUUUUUCCGAACAGAUACAAUUAGACAUAUUUGACCCUAUGGGCAAGGGCAUCAUCUAUUUAGCCUAAUACUUGACAAUUUGUUACUGUUGUACAGAAUGCUAAACCUUAAACUAGGAUAUACUAAAAUAUCUAAGUCAAAAUUUCUAGGAAAUUAUGCAUGUUGAUGCAAUUAAUUUCUAUGAAACAUAAUUCUUACUUCAAGAUUGUUCUGCAGUAAAAAAAAUACACUACUUGUACAAAUCACAUUGACACCUGUGUUAUUCCGAUAACUAUAGUUUUAUCGAUAUUAUAGUUCUAAAUUCAGCUGUUCAGGUGGUAUCAUAUCUUAAUGACAAUUCAAGAAAUAGGCAUUAGGUAUUUUAUAAUUUUCCUUGCAAGAACAUCCCAAAAGAAUCCCAAAUGCAUUGAGAUGGAUAUUCACCCAAGACUUCGAUUUGCAAUUUACCGUAAGUAUGUAAUAAAUUAACUAAUUAGUACUGUAUAUGUAUAGACUAUAAUAUGUGUACUUAUUAGUGAUGAGUUGCAUGUCUUCUUAUAACCACAUUAGGCUGUAAUGCCAUUUGACAUGUUUUAAGCAUAUUUUUUACAUUUAUAUGUUUACCAUCAAAAGUGAUAAGAAUAGGCAUGAGUGCAUUCCUGGCUUAACUAGCCUUUGAACACCUUUAACAUUACAAAGUAAUGUUUGCAUUUCCAAGCACUACAUUCGGUUGUUCCCAAUGGCAGUGGAACUUGUGAAAAACAUGAAAUAUUUCUUCUUGUAUAUUUACAUUUAGAGCAGGACAAAUAUAUUUAAAAACUGUUUUUUUUCUUCAGUAAGAGAUGCUAAACAAGCUUGUAAUAAUCAUAAUAUAAUUCUACACCUGUUAGGAUUUGAACUUUAAAUUAUCACUUAAAUUGUAUUCAAUAAUAGUACUGUAUGUAUAAUGAAAGAAUGUGAAACAAUUCCAUCACAAAAUGAAAUGGCAUCCUACAGUACUUAUCCAGGAAUAAACAAUUUGCUGAAAGAUGUCCAUGGCCAUGAUCAUGAUUGAGAAAGUCUAAGAUUUUGAAGUGCUUGAGAAUUAAUACAGCUAGGCAUCUUAUUACAGACAGGUACAAGUGGUUCACGUCAAAUAACUGUUGUAUUCUCUCUAUACAAUGAAGAACUGAAUGUUUGGCACAUUUCAAAAUUCUUACUGUACUUUUCAUGAUGACAUACUGACGUUUUAGGCAUUUGCCAAUCACUAUAUUGUGAAAGAGGCACAUACUGUACAGUAGAACAAUACUAUGGUGCAGUUGAGAGAAUGGGGUAAGGAAAGCAAUUAAACGUCUUUGCCUUGGACAUGAUUUCUCAAAACAUAAACGUUUUGAAACUGUCAGAGAACGUGUAAAGCACUGAGUAAAAAUUAGGUCUCUGGAAAAUUUAUCUAAAGAGGCCAGGUGCUGCAUGAACUACAGUAGUACUGCUUGCCUACCAGAAAUCAAUAUAUUUUAUCAGGGCCUGCUUACAGGCUAAUCAGAGUUUGGUAAUGACAUUGCAAAGCACAUGUAUUGCUAUGGGACCCCUUGACUGAAUACAUCUCUGUUGUUGUGUGUAACAUGUCAGGUGUAAUAAUACUAUUUGUGUGCAUGUUUUCUUGCAAAAACAUGUGAAAUAGAUUAAAUAUAAAAUGAACUGCAAAGUGAAAAAAAGGGGGGAAAUUAAAAUCUAUAUGUAACCAUAUUUAUCUUAAUGUGCUACGUAGCUAACUCGUCAGUCACUCCAUAUGAAAGUACAUAUUUUGCAUAUUUCCUCUUGUCAUACGUGACGACAUAUGUAAGGAAGUUUCUAGAAGUGUAUUAAUCUUACAACAUGUCGCCACCAGUAAACCAAAAGUUGUGUUUUCACACCUGUUUGUUGUUUCAACAUCAAAACGCGAAUGCGUACAGUGUGUACCCACCAAUGUUUAUAUACAGUAACAUUAGGAUCAUGGAUUAUCUGGGUGUUUUAAGCAUAUCUUAUUUUCUAGAUUUACUCUUAUACGUUCAUUUUAAUAUGAAAUAAUACGUAAGUCAAUUGAAUAACCUUGCUAACGUCUUGCUUUUGAAUGUGAGCCAAAUUCCAAAAUUUAGAAAUCGGAUUGUCUGAGACCAAGAUUGUCUAAGGACUUUACAGAUGAACUCGUGCCGCUGGAGAGCUUAUCAUCGUCACACUGCCCAUUGACAUUGUCUAGUUAUGUUAAUAUGUUUGUAUGUCUAAUUUACAGAUGGUCAUAGCAAUUUCCUGGUACCAGUUCAAAUAGAGUGUAUUAAUGUUAGUUAUGUAACAAUACUUAUUGUCAAUACUAUAUUCAGCAGAGACUAUAUCUUAUACCAAACCAGACAAUAUGCAGUGAAAUCGUAACAGAUAUACAGCAAAUACAUAUCGUAUAGAUACAACAAACAUGCCAACAACUGUGAAAUGCUGUAUACCAAAUGUUGAAUAUUUAAAUAAAGAUUUUUAUUAAGCCGGUUUUUUCCACUUGCGAAUUUCUUCGCACGAACGUCAUUUAUAAUUAUAUAGCUGUAACAGCUGAGAUAAAAAUAAUUUAUUACAUCCGUAAUUUGUACCAGCUGAGAGUUUUGUAAGACAAAAUACGUAGUAUAGUCGGUUUGUGCUUCAAAAUUCGAAUAAGUCAAUGCUCGAACACGUCUUCCAUAUAAUUAUAUGAUCGUGCAGCAAGCGGUUAUGCAUGAUUUGUGCUUGUAUGUUAGAUAUCAACCUAUUUAUCAACACUUCUUUUAUGUACAAUAUCAGAUUAGAACUUCCUGUGUUUCAUAACACCUUCCAGUGUAUAAUUAACACCUUGUAAUAAUUGUUACGGAGCUCUGUCCUACAAACAACGGGGCAAUUAAGGUAAAGUAAUACGAGAAAAAAAUUGCAAGCAACUUACAAUAAAAUCUUAUUUCAACACAUGUUAAUUGAAAUGUUCACAUACAAGUUGCAACACCCGAGACAACAUUAGUACAAAUUUCCAAUUAACAUGCGUUGAAAUCAGAUUUUAUUGCAAGUUGCUGCAAUUUUGUUGCUCGUAUUACUUUACUUUUAGUGCUUAAUGGCAUACAAUUUCCAAUUUUACAAGACUUACAACGUUACUUUAAAGACAUUUGUAUAAGGAACCGUGGGCAGUGAUACACAACCUGAAAAAAACAUAGCCUGAAAGAACAUUAUAAACAGUUUGAUGUUCGAGCGAAGUCCAUUUAGACCAGGAGAGUGUGUCUGGGUGUUGGUAACGUAUAUAUGUACUCACUCUCCUGGUAACCAACUCUUCUGAUGAAGGGCAUUCGCUCGCAAUGUAUGUUAUGUUGUAGGCAAGGGGUAUCAAUAUCCACGGUAUCUUAUAUGUGCACUUCGAUCAUAUAUACUAUAACAUGUUAAUUUGCGCAAUAUAAAUAUUAAAUAUUAUUACAUUGGGCGAGGCUGAACCCCCAAGUUUAAAGGUUCUUUAAAUCAAUUGCAUAGAUAGUCGAGGAUAUAUAGAUCUAGUGAGAAUAGGCUGAGGAAGCCCAGAAUAUUCCCUCGAGAAAAUCUGUGCACGUUAUUUUGGAGAUUGCAAUUUUGUGCUCGAAAUUUUGCACUCUUUAGUAAGUUACUGUACGUGCAUGUUUCUGGUUUGGGUGCCUUGGCAUAUUUUUAUCAGUUGCACAAAAAUCUGGAAUUGACCAUUCAGAGAACGUAUAUAGACAUCCUACUGAUGCAUGGGGUUUCGACAAAAACGAUGCUGUACUAUAGUGUACUGCAGUGUAUCUUAAACUUCAUCUUCCGUGACUAUAUACGUUUGUUUUGUCAUGGCGUACAGUUAUCCAAAAUUUAUUCGUCCAUUUCUUUCAAAUGUACAUGUACUGUAUGUCAUUUUAUAGGAAAUUUAUUAAGUUAUUUUCAUGUAAUUUUUAGGACACGUGGAAGCUAAGAUAAAAGUUUCGAGACAGGAAAGUGCUCCACAACUAACUAAUAUUGCAUCUGAUGUGAACCGGGAACAACGCAAGCGCAGUAACUCUAUAGAUGACCCAAGUACUGCAGUUAAACUGAUUGCUUCUGAAGCAGACUCGACGUACAUGCAGCGGGCAGAUGGUAAAGUAGAACGAAGACAUGAAAAGAAUGAACAAAGUGACAUCGAUAAAUCUUUAGAACUUCUUGAUGAACUUGUUGUUGAAUUGAGUGAGAAACCUGGUAGUCAAGAACGACCUGCGUUAUCACGUAAUGUUGAUGGUAAGAGUGCGGGUUCUGCUAGUGAUGUAGUCAUGUCACCAAGUCCCAGUCAAACUAGUAUUAACAGUGAGAAAUCAACCUCGGGAAGUGAACACAUCGAUAAAGAUGUUGGUGUAUCGCCUCUGUCUGAAAUGUAUCCCAGUCGAUAUCACAGUGACCCUACACCACGAGUAAAAGAAGACUACACUACUAUUCAAGAAACUAUUACAGAGUAUGACAUCAAACCCAGGAACAGUAACAGUGAACCUGCAAUCAAUGGUAAGCUUUUGGAACAAGCUGCUGAUCUUGCUAAGGCUAAGGCUGCUGAACGUGAAGAGAACGCUGAACAUAAAAAAAGUAUUGAACAUGCGACAUCAAGCCCCGCAGAUUUGGCUGGUAAUGCACAGCCACAACAAAAGUUACGGCGAAGAGAAAGUGAGAAAGCUCGGAGGAGACAAGCCGCGAAGGUUGCUGCUCAGAUUGAGGCAAAUGCCAAAAACACAAAACAUGGUGAUGGUGAUGCAGACGGAGACUCUGGUGGAAAGACUGGAAAUGUUGAAGAGCCAAUCACAGAACAUCGUACAUGGCCGAGGUCAAAAACAGAGCCUGAAAGUGCGGAAGCGCCAACUGGAAAGAAAAAGAAAGCUACAAAAAGUGUAAGUGGAUGUUUUGCUCUUAUGUAUUCCUGUAUAUGGAAACUGGGGACAUGCAAAGGUUUGGCUUUAAGGGUAUACAAUAAUGCUGGGUAAAUUUAAAGCUGUUUUGUAAUUAUAUAGAAACAUUUACCAUGCAGCGAGUUUAGUUUUUAACCAAGGUUUGUUUCCCUGUUUACAUGCAUGUCAAUUUAUCCGUAAUAACAGUAUUGUCAUAAAAAUGUUGUUGUCAUGAAAGUUGACAAACAAUUUCAAUAAUACUGUACACAGUUCAAUGGACAGUUGUCGUUCUAUAAACCUUACAAGUACUAAACUUGUUGGUGCAACGUUCUUGUAUUUGUAAUCUGUCAUUAUUUUUUUAUUUAGGAAAUGAGAUGGCAUGUUGUUCAAAACUUGAUAGAGACUGAACAAUCUUACGUCCAAAGUCUUCAGUACCUUGUCAAGGUAGGACUGCGCUGCACUGCACUGCACUGCACUGCACUGCACUGCACUGCACUGCACUGCACUGCACUGCACUGCACUGCACUGUACUGUACUGCACUGUACCUGUACUGUACCUGUACUGUACUGUACUGCAGUACUGUACUGUACUGACUGCAGUACUGUACUGUACUGUACUGUACUGUACUGUACUGUACUAUACUCAUGUUACUGUACUGUGCUAUAUUGUACUCUUUUCUACCCUACCUACCCUACCCUACCCUACUCUACCAAACUAUACCAUUAUCAUGUCAUGCCAUGCCAUGCCGUACUAUAUUAUAUUAUACCGUAAGUUUGAAAUAGUACAGCAAACCUUUGGUUUUAUUCAAAUCUUCGCUGCUCCUAAUUUUAUGACUCAAAUUAGCUAGAGUCUUUGAUGCGUUUCUCAGAACCUCAAUAUGAUUAAGUCAAUUAUCAUUGACUAAUGUUGAUGGAUUAGCUAAAAUGAUUGAUUUAAUUGUCAUUGAUCACUGCCUGACAGCUACUUUAAAACCGGUUAUUUAGGAAAAGUGCUAUUGUCUAUUCCCACAAUAUAUAAUAAGACCAUUUAUCAUGCACAUUUCUAUUUGUUGCUAUCAUUCUAUCAAAGCCUUGUCAAACUUGUCAAAAUAUUUCGAGGACUUACAUUAUAUAUAAUACCCUGAUUACAUCGUAUCUGUGGAGUACUUGCUUUCAGGAUAAGACAUAAUCACGGUCUUGUCAUACUAUAAUUGGUAUUAUAUAUAAAAUAAUGACUGCAUUUUAUUUGCCUGCAGGAAAGGUCGGCAUGUACAUAUAUAGAACUAUGGCCGAUGCAUGCAGUAACAUAGAGUGUGCUGAUCAUAAUAGAAUUCAUGUUAUGGUUCUUUGUUCUCGACUGUGCCGGUGAAUGGGAGCCAUCAAACUAUAUAAUGUAUAUUCUGACUGUGUAUCGGCCGCCUUUAUAGAUAGCAUGCAAUAGACAUAUACCCAGGCAAUUUUCAAGUAGGGGGCGUCUGGGCAGGAAAGAGUUAUCAUUAAUCAAUUUACAUCAAUGUAUAUUUAAUGUUGUCGUUUUUCUGUGGCUAUUGUCUUGACCUUGUGAUUGGUAUAGUAAUUUAGCCACAAUUUCUAGGCAAUUAUAUCAUGUUUGGGGUAAUCCACUAAGAACUGGUAUGACCGUGUUGGCACGAAGGCAUAUAGCAUAGUGAAUUGUACUGCAGGUUUCAGUCAUGUUAGGGCAUAAAACCUUAUAAGUCUUCACCUGACCCUGCAGGUCGUUUUGCCUACUAAGGUCAUUCUCAAUGGUUUAUUCAAAUGUUCUUUUCAAACGCUAUUAUCCUCGAAUUUCAAAUAUACUGAGAUACAUACAAUAGAACAGUGACAACAUGACGCAACUCUAUAAUUAAUUCAUGCACAGAAAAGACAUUUAAAUUUGUUCCCAAUACUUAAAAACAAAGCCAAAGGUUAGGAUUGCAUCCAAAUUAUGAACAUAUUUGCUAAAUUUGUUUAUAUGAAAACGAUAUUUAAGACUACAGUACAGCUAAGACUUCGCGUUCAUACGAUUCUUCAGAUUUGCAUGGGCAAAUGCCAAAGAGAAAUUAUAUGCUAAAGAGUAAAGUCAGUAAAUUAACUUAUUGUUUUGAAACAAGAAAGAAGAUAUGGAGCGAUCGUUAAACGAAAAUUAUGCCAAGAUAAUUCCGAGGAAAAUUCAAUUCUGCUAUUUCCCGCUAAACCCUUAAGCGUGACGCUUAAGGUCGAAUAAAAAUGGAGCUGAUAUACACACGUUAAGUCAGAAUGAGAAAUGCAGUUGCUCUUGAACUGAUGCAUGUUUUUCUGGUAGAAAACAAAACAUUAAAGUACGGUGUCCGACCACCUUCAAGUUACUGUAUUAAUAAUACCAGACGUGUUGUCUAUUGAUGGUGUGGAUGAAUAUAUUGACUUGUAGUACAGUCUGUAUAUGCAUGCAUGCCCAUGCAUGAGGUGACGUGUGACAGUUUGAGAGAAAAUUAUAUAACUAUCGCAAACUGCUCUCAGCAAUAAUAUUAUAGAAGUAAAAUAGCCAAGUAAGCCGUAAUUAACAUACUUGAUGGGGGAUAAUUUUAGUUGUACUGACUCAACUUUACUGUUUUGGUUUAAUCUUGAAAUUCUCAACCUUCAUAUAAUACUUGGAUAAAUUUCUUUUCGUGACUAGUAAUGUUUAUGCGGAUGUUUUUACUUGUCGAGUACACCGUAUUAUACUCCUUGUGACAUAACGUUAUAAAUACAUUAAACCAACAUUGCCUCACAAUAGCGAUGCUCAAUAAAUUGGCAAGGUCAAGGUUGCUAGCUGUGCCGCAAUAUACAGUCUUAAAAUAUUCUUCUCAGCAAGGUCGAUUCACUUUCGAAUACUUCUAAAACAGUUUCCCAAGCGGAUUGUUUUCUGUGUGCAUUUCCGUGGUUUAUAAAAUGUUUUGUAAUUCUCCACAUUCGUUGACAGGCUGUAACUAAACGCACGCUGAUUUAUACAUUGCUAAAUAUCGCUGUUGAUGUCUUUGAGACAAAGAACAUGGUCUAAAACCUGGACUACACUGUCACUGUAUACACAUGAUAGAUAAAAACUUUAUUAUAUACGAGUUCAGUUUCUAUUGACAUUGUUCUGUAACCUUCAAGUCAUUAAAUCGCCUUGCUUUAUUAUAGUAGCCAAAUAGCAACAAUUGAAAACUUGAAAUUCUGCCUUUUUACGGAUCUUAAUUCGCUCACAUCCGACUGGUAGUUUAGCCUUAGGUCGCUCUAACCCAACAUCGUGCGUAGCCGUAGGUCAAUUUAUGGCAGGUGUGAGUUUGGUAUUGUGUUCUAGGCUAAGUAAGUUGGUUUCUAAUUUCUGUAUUAAUUUAUGAGUCCAGUCCAUAAUCUGUAUCACGCGGUGACGAACGGAAAACACUUGGUGCUUCAUUGUUUUCAGAUAAAAACUUUAGGCCCAUACAGAUUAUUAUUCAUCAAAAGAUUAACGCAGUCUGUUGUACGGAAAUCGAGGAUAAAUUUUCGUUCACAUUGAGUUUUAAGCCGGAAUUACUAAAUGUGCUCGGAAACAGGCCUUAGUGUUAAGUUAUUAACAAGCGAUAAACAGGGAGAGAUUGCGUCAUUCUUUUCAUCCUAGGCAACUGUUCCAGCUAUAGAUAUUACACUGCUUUUUACACAACCACUAUUAAAAGCAUGACCAAAAAUGUGUGGUAAUUGUAUUUGUUAAUCAACGACAUGAGCACUUAAAAUAAUAUGCCGGCUUGGUUAUAUGUACCUCAUAGAUCGUGCCUUGAUGCUACUAAAUAACUCCCUUUCACCGCUUCCACUCCUCAUGUUUAUUAUUAUUAUUAAUGAUUUGCCACAAAAAAUUACAAGAAAGGAGAAAAAAAUUACAUAAAGUAGAAAUAAAGUAAGGUGGCGGGGAAGCUCAAUUAGAAACCAUAAGGCUUAUAAUUGCAUUGGACUCCUCGUGAUAUUGAAAAGCACAUUAAUUAAUUAGGAAUGGGUACAGACUCGAAAGUAGGAUAAAGAAAAAAAUUACACAGAGAAAAGUCUAUAUAAAGUAUAUCACACUACACACUACACACUACAAGAAAACAAAUACAUUUUAAUUUAGAUAUAAAUAAGGAGACAGAUGCAGGCAUUACGAAUAUCAGGGCUAAGCCUGAUAUUGUUGGUAAAAUUAUUAAUGACCGCUGGUUUGAAAGUAAAAAGUAGUAUCUGGGUAAUCUAUUGAUACUAAGGCAGUCAUGUUUAUGGUACUCUGGUGAACAAAAAGAAUUACCCAUGGCCAUGCAACGUUUAUUUUCAAGCUCAAAUCUUUAACAUAAGGAAAAGCUUGAUAACUAAAUAUUCCCGACCGUAGCAAAAAUAGAGCUUUCUGAUUGGCUGAUUACAAGAUCUUUUCCUAUUUUCGCGCUAAAAUAUAGUAGUGAAGAAACUACCCAAAAAGUUACAAAAACCACCCUACGGGAGUCUGGGUCUAGCAUCAAUUUAUGACGUCAGGCAAGUAAGUUACAAUCUCGUUCCCCGAGCCUGCGAUCCUCGGGAAGGAACGCGAGGCUCUGGGAUAAUCCGUUUCAGGGAGGAAUCUGAUUGGCCGUUGAAAUGCAAUGCGUAGUUCAAUCCUAGCCAGAAUUCUUGGCUUCCGGCAACGGAUUAUCCCAGAGCCUCGCGUUCUUUCCCGAGGAUCGCAGGCUCGGGGAACGAGAUUGAGUAAGUUACUGAAUAUUUCAGUGAUAUUCAAAUAUUUUAUUGCGGUAUUUUUUUAUAUAUUUCUUUAUAAUGACCACUAAUAAAUCCAAUUGAUCCGAAUUUUAUCCUGAGAUAUAUAACGUAAAACAAUAUUUAAAUAUGCAUAUUUGCAUAUCAGGGGAUAGGCUGCCCAAUUUUCUCCAGCCCGCAUUUUCGCGCGCUCUUUUAUAACUCCCAAAUAAAAAACCCUGCUCUGAGAAGCAGACUUGUGUCGCUUUCAAACUGCAGUGUACGGAUGAAAUAUAAUAGGUCUGCGAUUCAUAGUCUGAAGCGCUAUCUAUCAUCAGCCAUGCGCAAAGUGAAACUAUAAGGGAUGUCAUUGCCGAUUAUGGAUAAAAAUGAAAGCGUGCGGAAGCAUUUUAUUGGAUACGUUGCAAAAUAUACAGACCGCAUACAAAUUACGUCAUAAAAUGCAACACACACACAAGUACCAUGCGAUCUUUUCGUAAAAAAUACCAGCGGAAUAAAUUAAAUUAAUAGUAAAACAUGGGAACUUUUACUGUACCAAUAAGGCAGGAAGUAUUUGCUUGGCUGUACCCAAAGGUUACAACCCAGUAACCUUGGUUGUAACCUAGUACAACCCAGUAACCUUGGUUGUAACCUAGUAUAACCCAGUAACCUUGGUUGUAACCUAGUACAACCCAGUAACCUUGGUUGUAACCUAGUAUAACCCAGUAACCUAGUAUAACCCAGUAACCUUGGUUGUAACCUAGUAUAACCCAGUAACCUUGGUUGUAACCUAGUAUAACCCAGUAACCUUGGUUGUAACCUAGUAUAACCCAGUAACCUUGGUUGUAACCUAGUACAACCCAGUAACCUUGGUUGUAACCUAGUAUAACCCAGUAACCUUGGUUGUAACCUAGUACAACCCAGUAACCUUGGUUGUAACCUAGUAUAACCCAGUAACCUUGGUUGUAACCUAGUAUAACCCAGUAACCUUGGUUGUAACCUAGUAUAACCCAGUAACCUUGGUUGUAAUAACCUAGUAUAACCCAGUAACUAUGAGCCAUGUGAUGCCUGCGGAGACCAGUGCAUGUUAUGUAUUGGCGGUUCUGGCAAUCACUUUUAUCUGUGAAAACAAUUAACAGGUGUCCCAAAAUGUUAUAAAAUCACAGAUCGUGAACUUUGACUUCUCCAAUGUCAUUUUUCGUGUACGGCAGUUUACAUCAUGAUUCAUGUUCUUUUUAGUAGCGACUUUACACGUUCACAUUGUUUCUGGUUUGUUUCGAGAUAUGCUACAGGACUACAGGAGUUUCGAAAUCUUCACAACAUUUAUGUUUGACAGCGCAGAAUUCAUGUCAUGAUAUUAUGUUUCUAAGUAAGCUGACUUUGAAGCGCACAUGCAAUCACAAUAACGUUAGAUCAAAAACAGAUGUGACCAAUUUGAAGGCCACUUUUCAUUGCUAUUGUUGUUUUUCUUCACAAGCUAUCAUUUCAAACUGGGGGAAAUAAUUUUUACGGAUUGUUCGGUAUGAAUUGACGUCAACUCAACCAAACCCUGCAAUUUGCUUUAUAAGACGUCAUUCUCGGUAGUUAUUUUCCGUGCUUCAUCCGUUGCCAGUAACAGAUGUCAACAAAGAUUUCAUUAGAAUUAAACCUCAAAUAUUUCUGGUCCGAAAAUAGAACAUAUUACUAAAUAUAGAUGCAGGCAUUGGCCUUUCAUUCCACGCGCUUAUAAUGCACGCGACUGAGCUUGCUAGAACAGCCAGCCAUGCUGUCGGGCAUGUCCUACUAAAUAUGUUUGUAAACUGGUAGCGCUUAUACAAUGAAAAGUUUGUACAUUUGACUUUGUACAGAACCUGUCUUCGCAGAGAAACCAUUGUGUGAAAACCGACUAUAUGUCUAUAUCACCGCCAAUGUUUCGGCAUCACUAUCAGUGCAUAUUCAGUGACACUCGAUUAAUAUGUUCUAUAAAGUACAUGUUCUAUGUUCAGUGACAUUCGAUUAAUGUAUUUGAAAGCGAACAUUUAGCCACGCAUGCAUGUCCUUGCAUGGGAACAUAUGUAAUGCAUAUGUAUACAUGUACAUAUUUUCCAUGAGUUCAACUCGCGAUGGUCCAACUGCAAAUGUCUAGGAACUUUUCCACAAUUUUCUACUCUAAUAUACGGAAGUACCAUGCCAAAAAUGAAAAAAAUCGUCGUUAAAGUAGAUAAAGACUUAUUAUUCACAGUAGAAAGAUAAUCGACCACAGGCCUAGAUGCAUGGGUAUGCAAAGUCUCCUACAUUUACCCAAGAUUAAGUACUCAGCCAGACAGAUGCGGCCUGGAAUUUUAGAUUAUACUGAUAUAUUCAGUCAGUAUUAUCAAGUAUAAUUGCCAUUCUGGAAACCCCCUGGCUAAGGCCUGAAUAUUAACUUGUUUCAGAAAAGGUGAUUUAGUAUGCACUUGCCAAAGGCAAAGAAAGUAUUUAAUUCCCAGCAUAUAUUCAGACGUGAUAUACUGAUGUUAAUUUGAUGAAAGCCAUCAUGUGGACAAUAUAAUAAUGAUUGUUACCAAUGCUCCCUUGGAGUGCAUUUUGUUCACUGUGUCACUAACAACGGGGUCAUCAUUCAUUUGUUUGUAUAAAUGACCUUAAAGAAACCCUCAUGGAUUUGCACACAGGAGUAUAUUUUGUUUAUCCGUCUAAUAAUUUGGACUUUUUCGUUAUAUAUCACAAUCCAAUUUGUUCCUGGCUACCAUAUAUACAGAGCAAUGUACAGUGCAUGCAUCUAUAAUAUUGUUUAGUAUAAUAACAUCCCUAAAUGGUUAAUGCGAUUUCAGUUCUACGUGGAUCUGCUUACAGCAUUUCGAAUUUAAAUCAUAACUAGAAAGGGCUGAAAAGUGUCCAGGUUAAAGUGCAGUAAAUAGUAUCGAAACAAGAAUCUUGGAACAAAAUUUACAAAAAUUUUAUUUACUGUUUUUAUGAAAUACAUGGUAAUAUAACUGAUGAUGAGCAUAAAAAACAAGAUAAUACUAAUUAAUGACCAUUUCAUCAUGAUCUCAAAUGAAAUUUCGCAUAUAGACGUACAUUUUACUAACUGCAAAAUAUUCAAGCCGCAAGUUAUAACCCAGAAAAAGGGCAGUCCCGCUAUACCUAUGAUCAAUAAUUUGAUGAUCAAUAAUUUGAUCAUUUGGUAAGAACGAGUCUACUGCAAGCUUUAAGUCAUACAUGUAUGCAUGAGGCAGAUAUUGUUUAAUUUACUAUUUGAAUAGGAUCGUUCAUAGCCGGUUGGCCAAAAUUCUGUUCAUUUUUCGCCGUGUGAGACAUGUUGUUUGUUUUGAGUUUGGAAUUCGUUUUACGACAUUGGAGUUUCAUGUCAACACAUUCUUUAGAUUUUUCGCCUAUUUUGAUCAUUUUAGCAUUAUCGUCACAUUUUAUGCGUGAUUUUGUUCCAAUGAACUUGUAAACAGCGAAACAGGAACUGUUGGCUUAAUUCCUUCAAUAAUAAUACGUACAUUCUAAUGAAGGGGAGGGGGUUGAAAUCCCAUUGAGAAGGAAUAUGACGAUUCAUAGUUCUUGGUAUUUUCUCAAAGUCCGUUUUCUGGGAGAUUGUUUGUUUGGUACUAGGCGCGAAAUUCCUGGGCUGUUGGUUUUGCGCGACUUCAGCGAGAAUAGCUAGCAUGGCCCAGGGGACAAGGAUGAAACUGACAAGAAUAAAAAGGCCCUCAAACACAUUACAAUCUUUCUGGGGAGUUCGAAGAUACAACAGUUACCUAAACUGACGUAUAUCUUCUACUCAUUUCGUACUUUGACCACCCUCGACAUACCCAAUGGAAUGAAGAAUCUGGGUAUUCUGUUAAAAUAACACAUUGAACCAUCUUAAUUAUGUGGUUAUUUUAUUAUAAAAGCACGCUCGACGUGUCUUUUCCUUUCACUUUUCUAACAGGCCUCGGGACGAAAGUCCUAUGUCGACACAUGAUAGCAUUCCAUCUUGCAUGCAAGCAUACAUUACCCACACGGAAGUUUUCAUUGAAGAGUUUAAGCUCUACAUUUGACGGCAACGCGAAACAUCAGGAUCAGAUUUUAUUUGCAGAAUUCCCCUUUUUCGCCUCAGUCAUUUUGUUUCAUAUUGAUUUUCAAUAACUAUUUUAAACUCUGACUCUGUUAUUCGUUUAUUUUCCUAUCACAUACGGUACACUUCUUCACAGUAACAUCACAGACCUAUUUCACGUAACGUAAUAUUAUGUAUUUUCUGUUCUGUAUUUUAUUGGAAGGAUGUUAAUGCAUGUAUGGUAUUACUACUACUGCAUGCAAUAUUGUCACUGAAGAUGUUGAUAGUAACUUGAGAUUAUAUCAAACAUUUACAAUAUUUCUUUUUAUUCACAGGAGUACCUGAAUCCUCUACGGAAGAGCGAAAGUAUUGUGGAACCAGCUUUGGUGAACGAAAUGUUUUAUCAGAUUCCAGAAAUUUUAAAGUACCAUGAAGGUUUUCUUAAGCAAUUGGCAGUUCGUGUUCAAGACUGGAGUGAUAAUUCUAAACUUGGCGACAUCUUUGUAUCUUCUGUAAGUAAUCUUGUUUGUUUUAGCCAACUAAAUUCUGCAUCAACUAUUCUUUUGCGAUCGCGUGAGCCCUUUGGUGACCCUUCAAUUUGCUGACGUAGGGAAAUCAGUAGAGUCAGGACGCAGCUGCUCAGGAGACCUCCUUUAAUUGAACUGAGGUUUUCCAUACAACCAAGCAAUGUCGCUGUUCUGGACACAAAAGUAAUUGUUAAAUGGAGCCGAUGAAAGUCACUGUUCCGAAAAGCUGCGUUUUUUCUGAAUCAGUCACAAAGCUAUCAUCCAGAUGCUGAUGCCCUUUUCUUUUGGUAAUAACCUUUUCCCUUAUUUUCCUCGAUUCGCCUCUCUUCGCACUUAUGCGAUGCCCCUCGUUACCAUUGCCGUCCACUGUGCUCUAUUCUUGACGUAAAUUAAUAAACUUUUAUAAUGAUAUAGUUGACCUCCGUUCAGCGUGCACCAUCAGACAGAUAUAGUUCACCAUAGGGAAGGAUCCAUGAAGAACAGGACGUAAAGUCUCAUCAUACAUCCAAUCGUAUUCAGCCCAUAUAUGUAAUAGAGUUUGGGGCGAUCGAUAACUAGAGCGGAGGGAAGCAAGAUAAUGACUAAAUUAGGGGCUUAAUGCAUGAGCUUGACACUGGCCAGCAAAUGGUGGUCAUUGCCUUAUUAGACUACAUGUCUCAACAUUAUUUUCUCAUCGCAAUCUGGCUAUACUCCAUAGUCCAUGUGUUUACCACUUCAAAGUCAGAGAAUUAAUAAAAUAGUGGUGCAAUGGGUGUGGUUUGGUAUAUGUCAAACAUUUCCUGUGAUAAUUCUGAUGGGCGGAUCCGAGGUUAUGCGCUUUUCCCGGAGGUUGACCUUUGCGCCACCACUGGGCUUGGGGGCGCAAUUAGUAAGGUUCAGUUUUGACGUCCACUACCGCUACCGUUAAGGGACAAUUAGCCAAUCAGAUGCGUUUGAUAUAUCCGAUCAACCAAUCAGAUGUUUACUACGCCUGUGAGAGGUAGUGGAAGUCAAAUCUGAACCUCUCUAUCAUCAGAGCAAGCGCCUCUGAGAUCGUGGGUUCGAUUCGUUGCAGUCUAUGACACUUUAUGUGAAAAGAGUUAGUUAACGCUGCUUUGAAUGUCGUGGAUUUUCUCCGGGUGCUCCGGUUUCCCCACACAGGGAAUGUUGAAAGGUUGAGUUAACGAAUCCCCAAAACAACUUACACUCGUAUCGUAACUAUGCUCUGCGAUCAGAUGUGGGUCGUAUAGCUCAGUUUGAGCUGCGUCCUCCGCGAUAUGAUUAGCUCCAUAGGAGAAAAUAAUACUGGAUCCUGGCAUGUAGGAUCACAGAAACCUUUCAGACUUGGCUUAACUGGCAAAAUAUUUUAGGGCAAUUGCAUAAUGCUAACGGGCGCAGAAAGUCAUUUAUUAGGAAGAAUAUUAGUGAGGUCGGCAGAAAACGUUGACCCCAAAACGUAGGAUUCCAGAAAUCUAGCUAUGAGUAGCACAUCCGCACUAUCCACCGUGCAGCUGCUAUCAACAGUUCCAGGAAUCGUUAACAUGAGUCUAAAAUGUGUUCCAGCACUUGAUUCGAUCGACAGUCAGAACAGCAUGAAAGCUCUCUCCUCCACAGAGGCUUCCUGGCUCUAUAUGGUAAUGACCUCUAACGCCUUUUCAUCUUGCACACUUGCAAGCACAGAAAGCCUAUGCAGAGGAGAAAGGCGAGAAAUGGUCUGUUUUUGAUUACGCUGCAUUUUACACAAAUUGUUUUCCACAGACACGAUGGUGGCUAUCUGCAUGAUGAUCAGGUAACAGCAAGGUAAUUGCUGUUAUUUCCAGCUCCUCCUCAAUCUCAUACCCAGAGUAUGCCCGUUCGCAGGUUAGGUCCUGGGCAUGCCGAGCAUGCGGGUACGAGAUUGGCUCCUCUUUCUAACUGAAUGACUAAAGUUUAUAUUCGUUAUUCAGAAAUUGUCUUGCUCUCAGUCAAUCAACUGAAACAUCCUGUUACUAUUGAUGGCAUGCAGUUGCGCUGACGAUAUUAUUGUAAAUCAUACAAUAGUACGUGAUUUUUUUAAGUCACAACCUAUUCCAAGGCCUGCUCAAUUUCACGCUCCAAUUACGUGUUUCUCACUGAUUGUAAAAUUCAGGAUUCCGAUCAUGCGUACAUGUGAAAAGGGAUAUUUUUGCCUCAAAUAUAUAUACUUAAAUUUCUCUUAUUAUUUAGUUCACCAAGUGCCUACUGGUGGAUGCGUACAGUCAAUUUAUCAACAACUUUCUACGUGCUAGAACAGCCGUUAGUGCAGCAGCUUUGGCCAAACCUGGAUUUCUAAAGUAUUGCGAGGUACAUGCGUGUCAACGCAAUUAUUAGAGAGGUUAAGAUACACCGGUUCCGGUUUACGGGUACGAGUAUCGCCAUUUUGUUUACCAAGUUUUGCUGAUGUCAGCAUUUUUACCCGUAACUUCUACCCGUUUCCCCGCGGUAAACCAUGGCCUACACGUAAACGACAAACGGGUACGGGUGUUGUCUGUUUAUUAUUUAUGGCCGUUUAAAUAGCAAAAACUUCAACAUCUUACCCAAAUAAAUAAUAAAUUAAUGCACAUAAACAAUCUAUGGUAAACCUUAACUGCGAAAGUUACCAUUCUCUGAUCGGUUUUCUCACGGCGGAGUAUCUUGGAUUUCUUAAGUUACAAAUCGUUCCCCGAUUUACGGGUACGGGUACGUGUAUAUCACCUCUCUAUUGUAAGGUUAAAUCACGGUUUAAAUUACGUAUUUAAAUUCGCGCGGUAAUAAUUUUCGCUCAGCGCGAUUUCAUUUUCGCGCACUCUAAAUUGCAAUAUUUUCGUGCAGUUCUACUUUUCCGCACUUUGAAACGAUAAAAACUAUACUAAAAUUUCCAGGCCACCUGAACCGAAAAAUCCCAAGAGAAAGAUAAGCAGGACAGUUUCUUUAUGUGAAUGUAACAAGACUAACAACGAUCUGAUAGCUGAAACGUUAUAUAGAAUAAUUUCUAAUUUGCUUGUCUAAGACUCUAAUAUUUCUUGUAACCGUGGCAAACCUUUACCACUCGUGUUACAUCACUCAUGUAACAUCACUUUGCGCAUGUUUCAGCAUGCAGGAAACCUUUUCGCGCGGAUUAUUUUUCGCUCAGUUUGAAUUUCGCGCACAUGCUGUACACGGUCUAUGCGAAUUUAAAUACUAUACGUAAGGAAAUCUCACUUUCUAUGGAACAUUACGUGUCCAUUCUACAAAAAGGAUUUAAUUUUUCCCGUCCGAUAACUCUCAUUUACAAAUAAAAUUGGCUGCUGUUACACAGAGUAAACGUUCCCAGAGUUUAAUGGUAAACUGCAGUCUGAUGCGGCCGGAAAAGAACUUGGGAGAUUCCCCCAUUGAAAAUCAUCAUGCGUCUUAAGCUACGCCAGCUACGCCUUUGGGCCUUUGUAUGUAAUAUUAUAUGCAAUAUAAGUUUCUAAAUUCUGUGUUGGUUUUAGCAACGUUCACGAGAUCACAAAGAGAAGCUUACUUUACAAGAUUUGAUGAUUAUGCCAGUUCAAAGGAUUCCAAGAUACGUACUGAUAAUAACGGUAAGUUAAUCUUUAAUUAAAAUUCUUUACACACGGUAGCCUAUUCAGUGCAUGGAUAAGUAUUUAUGUUACUGGUUUUCCGUGUAUAUACUAAACUAUGACAUACAAUAUAUAUAUAUAUAUAUACCAAGGCAUUGUACAUUUCUAUUAAAGUUUCUCCAGGAACAAACGAUCUUGCCCUUUUCAAAAGGGCGAUCUUAUUUGAAAUUACUAUACAUUGUGAAUCAUUAUGUUUGUCCCACUUCAGUUGCUCAUCUAUAGGAUCAUGCCAAGUGACUUUUUUUCAAAAACGCGUUUGAUAUUACUUCCCCCUAAUGUUAGUACUGGGCUAUUUUCAAUUGAAGUUAGGUGAUGUCUUGAUCCUAUUAUCAUGAACUCAGUUUUCAUAUUUAAGGAGAGUUUGUUAGCUGUUAGCUGUUAUCCUUUCUUAAAUUUUGUCUCAAUUUCGUGAGGACUUAGCCUUUCACAGGAAAGGUUUGUGUCAGCAGCAAAUAAAUUUGCUUUAGUUGACUCUAAGCUAUUGGGAAGAUCAUUGAUGUACAAUAGAAGUAGAAUAGGACCAAGGUUAGAGCCCUGUGGCACCCCUGCAUCCUAUUUCUCUAGCAGCUGACAUCUUGCCAUUCACAGAACAAAUUUGAUUUCUACCUUUAAGGUAUGAAUCGAACCAUUUAAGUCAUUUAAGGCUAUUCCCUCUAAUACCGUAUAAUUUAAGCUUCUACAAAAGGAUGUGGUGAUCGACAGUGUCAAAAGCUUUUUUAAGGUCCAGAAAUAAAACUCCGCUAAGAUAACCAGGGAUUUCAACUCCCACCCACUCUUUUCCAGACACUGUAGUUUGUGUAUUUUGCCAAGGUUAAUAUCAUAGGAACCGCGCGCAGCCUGGGCACGACCUAUGCCAACAAGGUAUCGGAUAUAGAGUGCCAAGCAGACUCACGUCACGUGCCAUUUGCUAACUCAUAGCCAACUGGAGUAGUACUCUGCUUAGAGAACAAACCAUUUUAUUAUUGGUGUGAUAAGGUGCAGACGUUCGGUGGUCAGUUCCUAAAUCAGUCCAAGUAAUUCAGAUCCCUAUCCACACGAGUAAGUAUGACAGAUAUUAACAGGGCAUUUUUUUAAGAAAUUGUCAGUAGGUGGAGGCAUCAAGGAAAAGGGACGGAAUAAGGAGAUGGUGAACUGUAAAAGGGCGAACCUGUAGGGGUCCAACCCCAGAAAACGUUCGUAUUUUCGAGCCUCUAAGGAUUUCCUGCAUUUGCAGACACAAUUUGAUAUUUUUCUUCUAGACAAAGGUUUGGUCAGUAUAUUAGACAAAAGGUACCUUUAGGCGGGGGAGGCAACAUAGUCCACUGAGGGGCGGGGGACUUGACUUGCCCCCGUUGAAAUAUUAAAAGGCCCUGUGGUAAUCUUUACCAACUUAUUUGCAAGUACAAAUACACUCUACUGCAAUUGAGAAUUAACCAGUACCCGUGAAUAUCUUUAUGUUUCCUCAGAUAAAAACGUUUUGUUGCCAGGCGUAUUCAUUUUAAAGACGUUUUGCAGUCUCGUGCAAACGUAUCUUGAAAUUCAACAGAAAUAUAUUACGUCAGUCACAGAAGUAUGACGUCACAAGAUAGCUGACCAAUAUUUGUUUAAUGCACACUUCUGGAAAGUAUGUCACAUUUGGCUAUAGAGCCUCAUAUUCCUGAUUGAGAUGUUAGGCUUUACUAAUGUCAGAUACACGAAAACGAGGCUCUAUAACCAAAGUGACGUACUUUCCGGAAAGGUCUAUUGCAGCAGUAAUGGUUCUAACAAUCCCGAAUCGGCCAACUACACACCUAGAAAACUCAAUUUUUAACGUUAUUUAAACUUGCACACUGUUUUUGUUUUGUUUAAUUUAAACAAAUUUGUCCAUGGAUUAUUUCUAAGAAAGAUAAUUUUGCUAAACACCUUUACUCGGCACAACCUUGGUGCUACGAAUGCCCAAAACAUGAUUGGUUUGUUUCAAAUCUUUGGCGUUUGCUGUUUUCCACUCAUAUUGUUGUAGAUGCGCUAAAGUUAUAUAAUUCUAAAUAUUUUACGCGCGAGGGGGUUCUGCUUCGUCGACCACCUUCUAUAUUUUAUAGCAGUCUCGUUUCCAGGUUCGUAUCUCGUAUUGUGCUGAGCUCACGAAGGCUUUAGCGUUGGACAGUGGAUCAUUAAAAAUAAAUCAUCAAACAUCAUCAGCCACAUGUUUAGAAUCACUAAUUUUAUUAAAAUGAUGCAAUGAAUAUGGUGUUUCGUGGAUAUGGAAAUGUUCUGUUCGGGUUGAAAAAUUUUAGUUUUGCUAUACAUGUAUAUAAUUAAUACUUUUGAAUUUUGAUAUUAUCGCUUAACAUGCUAUACCAAACCGACUUAAUUAUACUCUUAAUUAACCACUUAAUUAUAAUCGUACGAGUUCUGUAUAUAUCACAUCGUGCAGAUAAGGUUAAGGUAGCAUAGGUUUGGGCAUCUGCUACCCUGGGCUGUAGCUCAAUACCCCCACAACUACACAGCUUUUCUUUGGGCCCGCAAAAAGGCUAGUAAAAUAUUGUUUGCUUUGUGUGACCUAACGCCGAACGGCGUUAAACAAGAUAAUUGAAACUGAAUUUUUCACUUUUAUGACUCGUACCGUCAGUAUGUCUAUGCAUAUUACUCUCUAGGAAUUUUUUUUACUUUCGGGAUUUUUUAGAUAUCUUCGUGGAACGGACUUUGGAUUUUCAAAAUUCCACCGAAUUUUUUUUUAUUUUCAGACAUUUUUUGAGAUGCUCUUAAUUAGUAAUUCACAAUCUUCAUUAUCAACAAUUUCUUCGAAAUGUGUCUCUCUUUAAUUAAAGAAUUUUUCAUGUUGUCGAGACGUUAUUGCGUCUCUUCCCACCAAUUUCGCUACAUUUUGUUAUAUAUACUAGGGAAAGUUUGCAAUUGUAUAACCCCAUGACCCAGGCUGUCAUAACGGCGGUUGCUCGCAGUCACCACCUGUCGCAUUGUUCGGUAACUGUUUCGGCUUCCAUCUUAUUGAGUGGGCUAUCUACUGUAGUGUUGUCUUGAUCACAAAACAUUGUUUGUGUUAUCAUGUACAACUACAUGUUCAACGUGGUAAUGUGAGGUUCCCUUCAAGUAUUCCAGUUAUUCGGCUUUGCAUAUUCCUGUGGAUAGCACACUCAGGAAAUUGUCCAAGUCUGAAGAGAAUAUGGUUUACAAAUAAUCUGGCGUUGAUAUGAUGGAUCUUGGGUAUGCGUGUUAAUGUUAAGGAAGGCCAUCUUAUGUCGAUACCAUAUGUAUAUUGCAUGUACAAUAUUUUUUGUACAUCUUUUUUCGAUAUUGAAUCUAAAGCAGCGAAAGACAAUGCAUAAUAUAGAAACGAAGUGGAUAAUCCGUUCUAACUAUGAAUACACAAAAGCUAAGAUUGCGUCCUUUUGAACAGACAUGUGUGCAUUGUCAGAGGACGCGGAUGACCCUCAUUUCAAACUGAUAUCAUUCCGGCAAUGUAACGUGAGAUCCCACCUCUGUCAUGUUAAUGUUAUCACCCGUAUUUCUGAAUCAAAUCGCAGAUAUUCUAGUCUGAUGUUGUAAUUAUACCAGUGUUAUCAUUGCUCAACUGAGUGUGUAUCCUUGCAAAUGUAAGCAUGUCAUUUGUUUCAGGAUUUACUGAAAUACACACCUGCAGAACAUCCGGACCACGGGCACUUGCUCUCUGGGCUGGGCGAGAUCAAGACGUUGGCAGAACGAAUGAACAAAGGAGAACAGGAGAUAGAUCAGGCGGAGAAAGAGGCGGAAAGACUGAGAGAUCUAGAGGCAUCUAUUGAAGGCAUUACUGGAGUAAGUGUUCUGUGUUGAUGUCACAGUGUUUGGUGAAUAUGCUUUCAAUAUAUCUACGAUUAUAUUAAAGAACUAUUACUGAUUAGUUUAGUUUAGUUAAGAUUGGUCGAAGCAAAUCAUAAGGAGAGAGGCAAGUAAGCCGGCUGUCUGGGGUUAGUUAUACUACCAGUCUAAGAAUGCAUAUAGGUCUUGAAGUCGAGGUUAAAAGAAAGACUGCAUGAGUAUAUCUGGGUAUUUGAUUUUCUGUCCUGUUAUGAAGCCGUCAGAAUCUGCUAUCUGCAAGAGCUCGGCGAAGUUAGUGGGGAUAGAACAAACAUUUUCGCAGAUUUUUAAAAUGCCUAAAAUUCCUUGUCUAUGGGGGCAUUGGAUCAGGUCUUCAGAGAUACGACAAAACUCUGACAAUUUCUCUGACAAAACUCUGACAAUUCCAAAAGUCUGAAAAUUACUUAGCAGGCACCACUGUUUCAGUGUUUCACCUUGGGUCCAGUUGGAUCUUGGUAAAUCUUAACAUAUAUAAACAUGCCAUAACAUUGUAUGACUUUUUCUAGCUUGUUCUGCCUAGACGAAAGUAUAAGAGACAAGAUUUGGUCGCAGAAAUGGUAAGUACAUAUUGUACAUAAUAUAAACACUUAAUAAUUCUGGGGUGGUGUCAACAGUACGAGUAAAUGCAGUGGUAAGUGUGUCAAAUUCCAAUGACGAAAAUAUUUAUACAUUUGACACUGUUGAUGAGUUUCGUACCUAAUUAUCACUCGCUUGUGGUUUUACAACACCGUUUGUUGUGAAAUCCAAUUCUCAUCUGCUAAUAUAGUCAUGGAAAAUCACGACAUGCCCCCAAAAUGUUAUAUGAGACUAAGAAAUCCGUGGAAACGCCGCGAUUAUUUAAUCUCCGGAUCUUUAUCUGUGCAAAUAUUAUAAGACAAAAUUUCAAUUUACACGUCGUUUAUACUUCUGUAAGUGUCGUUAAAUUGUAAUAUCAUAAUAAAAACUUGCGCACGAAACAAUUUUAGACAUGGCAACUUAAGCAGGACGACGCUGUUUUAACGCGCAUUAGUCGUCAAGUUGUUUCUCGUGGCAGGUCAUUUGUAUCUAGGAAUUUUACACGCAUGUAGAUUUAUUCUCAAAUUUCAUUGAGGGGAAUACUAAUCUUGCGUUGAAAGAUCAUGAGAUAAAAUGACGCAAUUGUCCGUUGCGCAAGCAAGGUGAUAGCUUGCAAUACGUCUGUUAACGUUUAUUCUGCAUAUACCAUGUACCAACCCCCAUAAUAAAUUUCUUAGAGUGAUUUGCAUUCAACGAUUGAAUGUUGAUAUGUGAGAGUCUUGCCAAUUUAGAGAGCAGACUGGCAUUCUCAUCAAGUUACGAUGUGUGAUAUUUACUCAAAAUAAAGAUUAGCAUGUAUAUUAUUGUUGACUUUGCGCAGAGAUUUCAGGCAAGUUACUUUUAUGCCUGUUUCUUAACCAUCCGUUUAUUUGUCUCAAUAAUAACACCGACUAUUUUAGCCCCCUCUAAGAUGGUUAUAAUUAACACUGUACGAAUUGUUUUACCAUUAAAUUAGAAGAUAUACCGAACUAAAACAGCAUUUAGUACAUAUAUAAGGGAAAAUUGUUCAACAUUUUUGACCUUUUGACUUAGUAUGUCAUUAGGGUUUUAAUCGAAAUACCUCUUCUUUCAUUGUGAAAACAAUAUUUAAAUAUCCCCCAUUAGGUGUUCUUCUAUGCACAAAUAUUGUUCGAAUUAAUUGUUCAUUUAUAAUGUGUCAAAUUAUAUCUUUAGAUAAAAUCUCUGAUCAUGUAGGCUAUAUAUGUAAAUAAUUCAGGCCAUUUUUGUUGACCCUUCUUACUCCAAACUGUUGCCCGUGCUGCUAAUUUGUAUAUUUGAAGUAUUUUGUACAAGUAAAUUUGUUGAAAAAUGAAUAUAAAAAUUAUCAGUAGCCCACUUUAUCAAUUUUUUUUCACAUAAUAAUAAUAAUAAUACUAAUAUUUAAUAUUUAUAUUAAAUUAACAUGUUAUAGUAUAUGAUCAAAUGCGCACAUGGCAUACCGCUUUUAUCCACUGAGUUGAACAUGUUGCUGGAGUUAUAAUAAACAAUUAUUGAAUGAGGUCGAGUAGGAUAUGAGGAAUUAUUAAGGCCGAGGUUAUCAGCCGAAGCCUGAGGCAGAUAACACAAACUCAGGCCUUAAUAAUUCCUCAUAUCGUGUGAGAACCCAAUUCAAUAAUUGUUUUAUUAUUUAUUUGUCGGAAUACACAAAAAAGGUCGGCGAACCUUUCCUUUGAGGAAGCCAUUUGUAUUUUCCCGUUUUUGGCAUAAGCCGCAUAAAUUAGCGUGACGUCAUAGCGUGUUACACUGUUUUUCAAUAUACCACGAAAUUACGUCAAACGUGGUAUAUUUGUUUUCAAUAUUCCACUGUGAUGUCAUAACUCCAAAUUUGGGCAGCUACGGACGGAUAUGACGAUUUCACCGACAGCUCUUUAAUAGCCAAUCAAAACUCUUGAAUUAUUUUCAAUAAAUAGUAAAGAAAUUUAACCCCUUCUCAAUUAUUUUUUCGACUUCCGACAUUACCACAAUUAUUGCGUUCUGAAAGCAUAAUUUGUCUGUCAAGUUAGGCUCGUAGUCCGCCAUUACUAAAGAAGAAACUGAUUAUCCAUCGUAUUCUUCAACAAUACUGGUGCACAAGAUGCUUUGUAGCAAUUGUGUUCUUUUUGAGAAUUGACAAGUUUUAUUGUCGGGGCGCGAAAUAACGGGUGGAGGCCGGGGUGGCCGGUCAAGGUGACGGGCCAACUCAAUUUUGCUCGGACAUACCGAAUUUCUGGCCUGUCAAAUUAUUCAGCUUAAAGCAUAGCCUAGUAAAGUAUACCCCUAAAAAUGUGACUAUUUUCCCAAUAUAGCAUUACAAAAAGUCUUACUGUAAUCAGUAAUUAAAAACUCUUUCACAUAAAACAGCUUGCACUGCGCUAAAACCAUGGCCUUAACUCUUAAACCAAAAGCAUGGCCAUGGGCUUUGUGACGUACUGCGUGGGAAAGCUGGCGUACAUUGAAGUUCUUUUCCCGCAAAAUAUACGACAACAUGUUAUGGUUCUUAAUUAUAAUACUUGAUAACUUUAUUUUGAUUAUAAUUAAAAUGAAGAUUAGUUUGUUCUUUUACCGAAAGUGAGUGGUCAAAAUGACCGGCAAGGUAAGAAUUUGAGCGGACAACUCCGCAUUCUGGCCGGACAUUGUCCGUUGACCGGCCGUUAUUUCGCGCCCUGAUUAUACAGCCCCCCGUAAGUUUCUCUUUAUAGUAAAAGCGGAUUCUUAUUGGACAGCAAUGUUGAACCAGCUUCUGUUUAUGCACCAUAGAUAUCUUAUAUACACUAGAUAGCGCAUCUCUUUAAGUAAAAUUGAAGCCAAGAAUAUUCCAGCGGUUACCCCCAUUUGAAUAGAUGGCGGCCAUGUUGGAGUUCCCUACUCGCUAAUAAACGCUCAAAAAACACAAUAACUUUCAUCAUUUGAACAGUUUGAAAAUGUAUUUGGAAUAGGUUUAACUUAAUGUUUAAGUUCCCUGUUUAAGGGUCUUCUCAUUUCAUGGGAAUAUCCUGAGUCUGCAAUCACGUCUUCAAUUUUUGAAUUGCAGAAUAAUUAGAUGCACUAUCUAGUGUAUAUAAGAUAUCUAUGUUAUGCACCGGUACUGGUGGCCAUCUAGUUAUGUUUUGAGAUCAGAAAGAUCUCAACGCCAAAACCAAUUCCGGUUGUCUUUUCAUGUCACGCAAUCACGAAACCUAAUCCAUCCUUAACCUCCUAACCACUUAUAUUUCGUGAAUGCGUGACAUGAAAAUGAAACCUCAAUUCAUUUUUGUUUUCACACAUUUCGACCACUUUUCCACCCUACUAAAUGCUUAUUUUCCACGAGCUCCGAAGUAGAUGUUUGCGAUGAGUGGAAAAGAGGCUUUAAACUGAAGGAGUUUAAUUAAAGCCCUCGUAGCCCUUCUGACGACAAUCUAUGACCUCUGGGACUGAUUCUCAUCCGGCUGAGCCAACCAACACAAAUCGGACCUUAGCCCAGGCUCGAUACCAAACCAACCACGAAGCCGCUAUUGUCUAAACACUUUCCGUUUGACAGCAACGAUGUACUGUGUAGAUCAAUUUCAUGAGCAUCGCGUUGCAAUAUAUAUUUUUUAUUCAUAAUUAUUCCGCAUAGCUUUGUUAGUUUUGGUUGCUCUUCUAAAAAUGUAUACUGUUAUUUGCAUUACUUGUAUUAAUUUAAUCACCAUUUUGAUUAGGCUCGGUCCCAGCCAUCCUCGCCUCCACAAAGCCCCCAGACUAGUCCCUAGUCCUUUGUGCACGCUUUUGAUUUCCUUGACGUCACCGAGCGAUACGCGCGUCACCUCAAUAAUAUGCAGAAACGCGAAAUAGGCGUACUAAGAGGCCUAGGGACUAGGCUGCAAAGCCCCCAGAGGGAAACGGCUGGUACCGAGCCUACAUUUUGAUUGAAGACAAAAUAUUUGAUUUACGGCACUUUGAGAAAGUUCUCUUUCCCUGGAUAGACCAUAAUGCACUGCUUUCCAAAAUGACGUCGUUAUAUUGUAUGUUGAUAUUUGUGAGACACUGAUGGGGAAUCAAAUCAAAUUAGCGCUGCGUAGGGAAUGUAUUGAUUGCCUUCUAUUGUUUCUUACAGAAAGGAGGACUCUCAAAAAAAGACAGAUGUUUAUUUUUAUUUUCGGAUUUGUUGGUAUGUGCAACAGUCAAAAGAAAGCAAACUUCUCUUCGCAGAGGUUCUCUCAGUCUGUGAGUAUUUUUUAGUUGUUGAAAAUUCUUCUAGGAUAAGCUAUAUAACACGUGAUCUUUGUUUUUUACUUAUAUUAUAAAUGAUGUGAUCUGUGCAAUGGGAAUUACCCUUUCUCACGAAGGCCAAAUUCGCCUUUUUGGGGUACCUUUUUGAAAACGACGUGAAAAAUCUAAGCGAUGUGAAAACAUUUUUUCAAAUAUUUAACUGUAAAUUAACUUACAAUGAUUAUACUCACAAUUAUACUUAUACAAAUCCCUUAUUCACUGCGUACAAUCUCAGAUUUGGAAAAGGCAGUAGCCCAAAAAUGGCGGAGUGAGAAGGCUAAUUGAACGGUCCUAGUGGACGUGAACAUCAGACCUUUCAGUCAACAUUGUAUUUUCCCCGUUCCAUUUUCUUAAAAUCCUGUGAAAGAUGACGUCACAAGUUUUAACUAUGAUUCUAUGCGUAAGAUAAACAUUAAGGGGCUCCAGUGGCGCAGACGUCAGGGCAAGCGCACGUCAAGCGUCUUGGUGCGAACUCGUUCAUGACACUAAAGGCCAUUUUCCACUGCAGCCGCUACGCGCGGGCGGAGCGACCAAUUUUAAUGACGUGAAAAAUCAGUCGCCCGGGCACGCCAAGAAAGUUGAAUGUAGUUCUACUUUCAUGGCGUGUCCGCGAGCAUUCAGGCGGACAAACAAUGCACAGGUUAAGCAACUACAAAGAAAGUUGAGUAAUGUUCGCUCCGCCCGCGCGGGCAAAGCGACAGCAAUGGAAAAUUGCCUUUAUGUAAAGAGUCCGUCAACGCUCUAACGUUUUGGGUUUUUCUGGGUAUUCCGGUUUUCUCCCACAAGAAAUGUUGACAGGGUGGGUCGGGAUACGCUCCAAACUAGGGCGCUUAUAUUUCUAUAUAAGCGCCCUGCUUCAAACUGACUAUGCCGCCGUAGCUGUGCUCUGUGAUAUUAAAGGUGGCUUAGAGAACCUUCAGCUCAAUCAGGUUGAGCUGCGUCCUUUACAAUUCAGCUUAGCUCUCAGCUGCACAUCAUAAUGAUCAGCACACCCCCAUCAAGACAUAGCUGCAGGCUUACUGAGCCAAUAUGAACCAAUACAAUGAAAUCUCCGUGAAAAAAAUUGUAUUCUCAACAUUUCUACUAUCUUGUGGUCAUCUUCAGGAAUGCUACAUGCUGGGUGGCCUGCUCUAUAUUUAUAUUCAGGAAAAGGGGCGUAGAAAUAUUUAUGGCUUGUUUAUUAAUGGAAAUUGGCCAGUUCUUUAACUGGAAGUUUUACAACCGUUAAAACAUAUUGAGCUAGUUCAGUGUAAACUCAAUCCUGACGUCCGAUGUCGCCAUAAUAGCGGUAGAAAGGAACGAUCUUUUUUGCUAAUGUUUUAUUGAACUUUUUUUACAGAUUUUCUGGUCAGUCUGCGGCCGAGAUGAACAAGUACAGAUUACUGUGGCAAUCUCCACUGAAUGACGUAGAACUUGUUACAAGUAAGUACUUCGGCAACAUGUUCUAUCCUGUAAACGUACUGUAAAAAAUAUUUCAAGAAUGUAUUUACAAGAGUAUUUUACCACUAGACCGCAGAAGAGCGAACACAGUGGCGUACACUAAGGGUUGCCGAAAGCUUUUAAUGAAUGCUCAUUUACUAAACUAUAAACAUGUGUCUUUGUCCAUAAAAGCCUAAUGAGCUGUUAUUUAAGCGAAUUCAUAUCAAGUUUGAACGAAAAGUCUUGAUGACAGAAAUUUACAACAGUAGAAAGAUAUUGGAAACCUAAUCGUGAGGUGUCUGCAACUGCUAUACCAUUGCAGGAAUUAAUAAUAUUUUUGUUUCUUGGGGUCAACGUUUUCUGCCAUAUUAUUUAAUAUUUUAAUAUUCUUCCUAAUAAAUUAUUUUCUGCACCUGUUAGCAUUAUGCACUGCCCUAAAAUUUUCUUCCAGCUAAGCCAGGUCUGAAAAUCUUCUGAGAUCCUGGAUGCCAGGAUCCAUUAUUUCCUGCCAUGUGCUAUACUGCUAGGCCAUCAUCUGACCUCACGUUUGUUUCUGUUAUAAAGCUGGUGGUGAUCUGAAAAGUCCGUUGAAGAACUCUGACCAGACAUACCGUGAUAAACUGGAACAGGAUCUCAAUACUGUGAGCACUAUCAGCAAACUGACUGAGUCGGUAUCAGUUCCCCAUCAGGUGCGUGUGUUCGUAUAUACUAGACGUUUUAGGAGGAAACCAAUGACCCCAAGAUUCUCUUAACGAUUUGUCGAAAAAGUUACUGAAAAUGCAAUGUACAAGUAUAGGUACUGUACCUGUAUAGGUACAGGUACAGUGUAUAAAAAAAAAAGGUAAUCCAAAUUUAGUGUGCUCUUGUAUUCUCAAUAUUCAAUUCUGAUUCAAUUUGUGAAUAUUAAAAAAAUUAGGGUUUUAGCUUUCGAAUGACACCUUUCUCGUACCAUUCCAAGCACAAUUGACCAAAUACGAUCCGAUUAAGAAUUGCCGAUCAAAAUUUUCCAUUUUUGUGCAUAAUUAAGCAGUACAUAACAAAAGGAAAAGCAAUUUAAAAUUAAUCAUUAAUGUGUCUUGCUAAACAAGUGACCAGAUUUAUGAACAACAAUUAUCUAAGUUUAUCCCAUAUGUUACUAAUGUUAGAGCUUUUGAAAUUAAAAUUCAUGAAUUUUAGAUCAAAAUGGCAUUUUUUCGACAGUUUUGCACCCAAUUCCCAGCGGUGGAAAAAUGCGAUUUUAGCAAUUUUUGUUCGUAUUUGAUCAUUUUUCUUUAUAAUGACACAAUGAAGGUAUCAUUGGACGGCUCAUAGUUGGUCAAUUGUACUUUGGAAUGAUACGAAAAAGGUGUCAUUCAAAAGCUAAAGCCCUAAUUUUUAGUAAUAUGGAAAAAUUAGAUAUGUGCACUUGAUAUUGCACAAGAGCACGCUAAAUUUGGAUUACCUUUUUUUAUACACCCUGUAUAAUAAAACAGUUAUUGAAUUCGGUUUUUGUGAUAUUCUGAAUUACCAAGGUCUCAGUAAAUGUUAUCAAUCUCGCCUUUGGCUCCAGUGAGAGCACAAAAACCUCAUCCAAUAACUGUUUAUUACUGAUUUUUCCAGACCACAUGUGUCAAACAAAACAUAUGUACGAUAUAUACCACAACGGUAUCUCAAUUUUGUUAGCUGCCAUCUCUUGAGUCCCGCCUAAGUUCAGAACUCGCUGCCAAGUCCAAAAUAGAAUGUCACGUGAAAUUAUAGAGUUGUAUUUCAUUUCAAAAAGAAUUGGUGUUCAGUCUGAGUAUUCGGAUUUAAAAAUUUUGUGAUAUUCAUCUGAUAGAGUUACUCAAAUAGGCCAUGUAGAAAUAGACCAAACAAAUAGAAAUGUAGAAUAUGGCAGUUCAACUAUAGACAUUGCAGGCAAUAAUGCUCAUUGCAGGCAAUACUUGCUAAACAGAAAUAGAAUAUCAGACCACAUUUUUUGUAUUUCGAGCCCGACACAGAUGAAGAAACUAACUGAAGUGUCGUGAAUGUAACUUGUUCGAGGACUCAAAAACAUGAUAUGCAUGGCUAAUUUUGUAGUUGUUUUUUAUUAUUAUAUAUAGGUAAUAGUAUGGUUUCGAGUGCCAUUUAGAAAAAAAAGUGAACCAGUGACUCAGUGAGUGUUUUCCAAAGGCGAUCAAAUUUGCGCGAGAAACCAUACUAUUACUUAUUAAUAAUAUGCAUGAAGACAUUAUCCAGGAGCAAAUUCAUGAUCACUUGCAGACAUGAAACACGUGCGAAAGAAGUGAUUUACUCGCUCAUGUGAACGACAACAACUCUUAAUACAACGUCUGGUUGGUUGUGGUGUUGAACUCAUGAGAUGUUUUAUGAUGAUGAGUCGGGCAAAUUAUUUUUGCUGAUAUUAAUCUUCAGUGUCUCCACAUCGGGCAAGCUAAACUAAACAAAACUUUAUUUUGGCACUGAAUUACAUUUUUGGCGCUGUAUUACGAUCACUGAUCUUAGCCAAUCACAAUUGAGUACUUUUUUCAUGUAUACUGUUAGUUGUUAUAAAGCUUUACAUGAGUUUUUGCUAUAUUAUACGUUUUAGGCGCUUGAUGAUGCCAUACGAGAGCUUGCAUCAGACCUUAGCCGUUUACUUGUUGAACAUCGUACCCAACGUUCUUCAAAUGCAACAUUUAUGUCGUAUGAAAACACUGUGAUCUUAAACAUCGGUUCAAGGUGAGUGUUCUGCUCAAGACAACAACCCAUGGCUGAUUCAGCAUACAUUGAUACAGAUACCUUAUAGCUUCGGCUAGACCGUCUGCGACAGACUAGUCCCCAAUCCUCUGUGCACGCCUUUUAUUAUCCCAUGACAUCACACCUGCAUAUUAAUGAGAACACGUACUAAGAGGCCUAGGGACUAGGCUGCGUCUGCCAUGCAGCUACAGAGCCCUGGGAUUGAAUCCUGGUUGUAACAUGAAGACUUAAUAAUUUUUCAGGAAAUGAGUUCUGAACUAAUCUGAAAUGUUUUCCUUUGCAGAGAACCUAUUGAAAACUACAUGUUCGUAUUUCUCAGUAAAGAGAUUAAAUCAUCUUGGGAAGCGUACUUCCUGGACGCCAAACAACAACUUGGUAGGUUGACUAGACAGUUACUAGACUGUUUUUACCAGUGAGCUCUAUAUGUGUAUCUGGAGCGAGAACUCGAGUCCAAAAAAUCAAAAUGGCAGAAAUUGAAGAACCAUUGGACGUCAGUUCCAGUCCCUUUCUAGUGUUUUUGUCUGCGCGGUUAACACAAAGCCAGCAAGGAGUGUGCGAAAUUUCGUAUUUUGACAUCGAUUUAAAGAAUAAUACUAUGUGGUUUUAUGAACUCAUUACUUGUUUAGCGAAUUAUUGAAAAUUGUAUUAAAACUGUUUACGACCUUCAUAGCUAUUGGACGUCAAUUUCCAUGACUUCACUUUUCCCAUGGGCGAGUGACUGUAGUGUCCAGAUAUAGAUAGAGGUCACUGGUUUUUACUUACUAUCUUUUAUGCACCUUGACUCCAACUGAAUGUUCGCAAGAAAAUAAAUUUGAAUUUACAUUCAAUUUUUAGCUUACACAAAGGAUUCCUCGCCGAACUUUCAAAACGCCAUUCCAAUCAAUAAAUCAAGAAGUGGUUUACAGGUAGGCCGUGAAAAAUACAUAAUUAGUGUAAUCAAUUUGAAAUUAUUUGUCACAUAUAUGAUUAUCAAUGUGGUAUAGUAGAUAAAAUACAAACCGCAGACUCUAAAAUUAAGGUUGAGUAACUCUUGAAAUAUCCCAAGCGAGGUUAACGUGCGCCUUUGUCAUCACAUACUUAGCUACUGCGAUGUUAUUAGCCUUUCUCACGCAAUACGUGACCAGGCCUUUCCGCCUUUUUUGAGUGGCAAACUGCUCAGUAAAAGAACUUAAAGAAGAUGCUGAAAAGCGAAGGAGUAGUCUAGUAAAGCAUAUAGUAUUCAUAAUCAAUGAACUGUAUUCACCAAAUUCACGGGAAUUUCUGAAUAUUGCAGUAAUGCGUGUUUCUGAACAGCGCGAGCAUGAUUUUUAACUGUUAGAAAAUAGAAAAAGAAACCUUAUGAAAACUUUUUUGACUACUUGAUAUGAGGGCAGGCUUGGCAUGCUUGCCCUGAUAAAAAUUUAUACUCAUGCCAUUAAGCGUUAUUAACCACAGAAACAAAUUAGUUGCAGAAGAGUGUCCCCUGCAAUAAAAUUAGUUACUUAUGGUAUUGUCAGGGCCGCCCAGAGAAAGUCGAACUUUGAGGCUCCCGUCAUUUCCAUCGUAUAGUACCAUAGUACGGUAGACAGGAAAGAUUUUCAAAUCUCUGGUCCCCGAAAAUCCAAGAUUCUGCAUUCUAGGUGACUAGUUGACAGUUAAAUCUAUGGAUAUUUCAUGUGGGGGAUCCUUUAGCCGAGACGAGUUGUCCUUUUUGCCCACCCCCUUGGGUUUAUUGUUCAGUGAAUCGAAUAACUAGUUUGUUCUCAUACCACAUUUGGGGAUAUUGGCGUUGAUAAUAGGCAAUUCCAGCUUUUAAUUUUGCGCGCAGGGGGUGACGGGAAGUAAGGUAUCAUAUUGCUGAUUAUGCUGAAAAAUGUCAAUAAAAACUGCCGAAACAACCGAAAUAUUUCAAUAUUUACAAGUAUAAGCUAUCACUCCGUGUUUACACGGCCGCCAUUUUUAUUUUUUCAGCAUAAUCAGCAAUAUGAUACCUUACUUCCCAUCCUCCCCUGCACGUAAAAACUAAAAGCUGGAAUUGCCUAUUGGGUGUCUAAAUACACCUACCUAUACCUUUCUGGCAAACAAGAAAAAACUUCAACUUGGCCAUGGUAAUUUUAACUUGCGCUUGGAAAAUGGCCAAGCAUUAAGUUACAUGACUACUAAACAUUUUUUGUCUCAUUUUUAUUAAAACAUGUUUUGAUUACAGUUUACAUGUGCGUCACCCACUGUUGCGGCACGUCUGACCAAGCGUGGAACACAUUGUGGCUCUGGUGAUGUAUGGGUUGCAAGUAGUGAUGGUUGUGUCGGUCAAGUAUCCAUGUUGUCUCCACUUAGAGAAUUUGAGGUGAGCAACUAACACUGCCAAAUAGUAUUAAUUUUGAAAAAAAAGAAAAUAUAUUUUUGCCUUACUAAAGCCCAUUUUCCUAGUCGAACUUGUUCGCGCGAAGCGAUCAGUGGAUGAUUUCAGCUCUAGACUAAAUUUUGACUUUGGCAAGAAGAACAAAAUCCAUUACCACAGCUAGAAAGAGCAUGUUAAAAUUAGUUACAAUUGCAAAGUUUGGUUGAGAAAUGUUGUAAAAUGAGGAAAAUCUAGCACUGCGAAAUUUGCAAAUUUUGUACUAAUUUGUAAUACGCACAGGAAAGUGCACCACAUUUGGGCCGAAAGUGGUGCAUUUUCCCGCGCGUAAUACAAAUUAAUACAAAAUUUGCAAAUUUCGUAGCGCUAUAUUUUCCGCAUUUUACAACAUUUCACGGCCAAACGUUGCAAUUUUACUAAUUUUAACAUGCUCUUUCCAUCUAUGGUGAUGAAUUUUGUUCUUCUUGCCUAGAUCAAAAUUUAGUCUAUAGCUGGAAUUGCCUGUUCCUACUUCUUUACUGUCGCACGAACAAAUUCGCCUUAAAGGCUGUAGUCGGCUCUAUAGGAAUACUUGUAUUGAGGAAGUGAGCUUUAUUAAUUACAACACAGAAUUCACCCAAAAAUUGGUAGGACUAUUUUUGGCGGCAUUGUGCCUCAUAUAGCGCUCGUGUAAGGAAGCAAAAAACUUUAAAAAUCUUAUGUUUUGUCAUAUGUGUUGAAGAUUACCACAAAUGACACAAACAUAGUUUUUAAUCCAGUCCUCCCUCCGCAACCUGACGUCCGUAUUGACAAAAACGUCGCUUGCUUAAGCUUCCUAAUGUCUAUUCCUUUGACGUUUGAAAUUUUUACCUACAAUCUUUACCUAUAGUCGUUAAGUAUCUCCUGUUAGUGUAUUUAUAUUUGUAAUAAGGUCUUGAAUAUUUUUCUUCUUGCAGCAAGGGACCACAUAUUCACCAUGUCAAGCUCGUAUUCUGUCAAUCUCACCAGUACCUGGUUGGAAACUGGCUGGCAUAAACACAACGAAUGUUGAAUACGAUUUUAAAGAUCCAGUGGAAAGUAAUAACUCUACAUUACGAAGUAAGUCAUCCGGAUAUCAUUCUGACGAAAAUAUAUCAAACAACCGGCGAAGUGUGACGACGAAGGCCGGCCGAGAAGAUAUUAUGGCAUUUGAUAGCAGUACGGAUGACGAAGAUAUGGGUGAUGAUUCAUUCACUGUCUCACCCUCUCCUCCUUCAUUUGAUGGACGUCUCAGCCCAGAAGGUAGCAGUCUGGGUACGGCCGGAAGUUUAGAUGGAGAUCUCAGCAGUGAUGGCGGAGAUGAUUCCGAUUAUCACGAAAACCCGUCGUCAGAUGACGAAGGCAAGCCGAGACACAGAUCGGAGAAGAAGGGGAUAGAAGGACAUUGUGGGGACGUGGACGAAGCAAACCAACAACCAACUGUGUGGAUGGGAGCUGAAGAUGGAUAGUAAGUUGAUGUUGUGGUGUACUAUUUAUUAUGCAAUCGUGCAGUGUUUUGUUAAUUCUACUAAUAGUAAACCCUCUUAACAUAAAGAGGCAAAGUGGCAAACAGUAUACAUUAAUUAAUAAUGGUUAUUGUGGCAAACUAGUGAAGAAAUUAUUUUUUCCUAAAAUUGAAAUUACUGCUGAUCAUUACAAUACACAUAUUGUACUGCACUGCACUGCACUGCACUGCACUGUAUGCACUGCACUGCACUGCACUGCACUGCACUGGAAUACGCGUUAAGCCGCUUUUCCACCAGGCGAAUUUGUUCGCGCAACUCGAAGCAAAAUACAAAUUUCCGCAAUGUGAUUGGUAGAAAAAGUAGUGUCGGACAAAUCAUAUUACCGAAAUUCACGCGAACAAAUGUACCUAGCAGUGGCGAAGCUAGCCAUGGCAAGGCCCGUUUACACUUGCAAUUUUUGCUGCGAUUUCUAGGGGGAUUUUCUUCUUCUGAUGGAUGUGAACGAGUAGAUGAGUUGCGAAUAUUCUGAGUAUAUGUAUCACUCGUCCACAUCCAUCAAAAUCGCACUAGAAAUCGCAGAAAAAAUUGCAAAUAAAAGGGCCUUCAUAAGUUGUAGACAAUACAUUUUUAAAGGUUUGAAUAUUGCAUAGCAUGACCUGUUGCUAUAAGGCUAGCCUCACCACUGGCACCUAGUACAAAAGCGUCUUUAGGCACAUGCGUGCAUUACUACGGACACAUUUUUACUGACAUGUUUUUGCCGUUAUCUCAUUGUUGUUCAACCACUCAACAUUAUUUGCCUUCUCGUUGCAGUAUCUACAUCUUUCCAGUAACAAGUGCUGUGAAACAAAGACGAAAUAAGACGAAAAUACAGAAAAAUUCAGCUGUACAGUGCAUAUUGUGAGUAUGCGUGAUGUUUUUCUCUGGAUUGUUCCAUUUUGAAAAUGAAAAGAUUCAUAUAUAGAAAGGCAAUUUAUUUGCAAAUAAAAGGAAGAGUAAUGUGGUGGCGUAAUAUUUAGAAGGAAGAGUAAUAUUUACAGAUACAAGUAAUGUCUAUAUACGCGAUCCUGUUUGAUAUGUGCACAUUUUAAGAUUUUGGAAUAUUUAUAAAUUCCAUAUAAAAUGCCAAAUGAUUAUAUAUACCGAUAAAGGCAUGCGGGAGCUGAGAUAUUUUGAGACAUUGAAUAUUCAGGAUUUAAAAUGAAUUUAGAAGGAUCAAGGAUCCCGCUUACAUCCUGUAUGUGCGUACAUAUCGUCCACGUCUCUCAAAUUAACGAUUCUGAUUGGUUAACUUUUGCACUAAGUGUAUUUUUUAUACGACCGGUCCCUGUAGUUUGUACAGAACCAGAAUGUAUUCCUGCCACUGUUUUGAAACGCAUCUAAAGGCCCGUUUACACUUGCAAUUUGUGCAGCGAUUUUAGGUGCGAUUUUCUUCUUCAGAUGCAUGUGAACGAGUAGAUGAGUUAUGCAUGUUCUGAUUAUGUGUAUACCCUCAUCUCAACAUUCAUAACGUAUCCGCUUGUUCACAUCUACCAGAAGAACAAAAUCGCAGCAAAAAUUGCAAGUGUAAACAGGCCUGAAGAAAUGGUAAAAGUCGUGAUCUCUAGAAUCAUGCGCCGCAGUAUUUCCUGUGAUGUAAUUUAGUUUUCCUCCCAUUUUGUUUCUCUAGAUAUGUGGAGAAUCAGGUUUUUGUUGGAUUAGCUAACGGAGAACUCUGUGUAUAUAAACGUUCUCCCAGUAAGUUCACUUAUUAUUAUUUAUGAAUUCCGUAUCUUCACUCUGUUGGCUGCAUGGGAUUCAGUAAGUGUUAAGGCCCAUUUCCACUCGGGAAAAUUUUCCGCAGAAAGAAAAUUUCUUAAAAUGUGAUUGGCCAACACAAUUUUUCCGUCGGAAAAAAGUUUUGAAGUUGAAAAUUUCCAACUUUUAACAAUGAUAUUUUCGGACCAUUUUCUUCUUGAAUAGAAAUGGGCCUUUACGAGUGAACAGAUGGUGGUCUACUUUCCAACUAAAUUUAUGCUUGUAUUUGCCCCCAAAUACAAUAUACUGUUUUAUGAAAACAAUUUUCAUUAUUGUACGAUAGUGCUUCUGAGUGAAACCCAUGCAGCUACAAAUUUCAUAACUAUAAUUUGUUGCCACUUUGUUAAUAGAUUAUGCCUGGGAAAUCAAUGCACCAAAAAACAUCACGAUAUCAAGCAACGUCCGUAUUACUUGUAUGACAGCGGUAUUAGGUCGACUGUGGGUUGGUUGUAAUAACCAAGUGGUCAUUGUUAAUACCACGACGUUAGAAAUAGAGGUAUGUUUCUCUUAACAGCUGCAUGUUUACUAGAACACAAAUUUAAGAGAGUGGUUACACCUACAUACCCAACCAAUCAUGUGCAAGCAUAUUAGAACUCUACUAGAAAUACACGCGUGCAACAAACCCUCGCCCACAUUUUCCAAACAUUGUUUCAACAUGAAGUACUCUUGAUUACAUCAACACUGAACGCAGGCUCGCGUUGUUCGCGUCAUAUUAGCCAUGGUAACCAACACAAUCACUGUUUUUUUCAAAUUUACACUUUUAACCAGCCUCAUUCCAGGCGCUUUGCUGGGUACGAGGCUGAUUUUAACUAUACAGCUAUACCGAGUACCGAUUUCUAAAAAAUAAAAAUGGGCCUUUUUUAAUGUAAAAUUCAACACGAAAUGCUUCGUAAAAAGAUUUUAUAUAUUCACAUUGCCGAUAACUCUUCAACUUAAAUAAUUUGCUCUCCUUUUUUUGAGCUUUUAUAAAAAUGAAAACAAGUUAAUUCAAAGAAACUUUCACAUACAAUGGAAAGGAAAGCUGUGCAUGUUCAGGGCCUUCAGGCGUAAAAUGAACACAUACUUUUCCGCUAUACGAAUAACAAUGAGUUGUAUUAGAGCUUUAACCGCGAGAAUUUUCUCCUUGCAGACAAGAUUCAAUGCGAGUGUGGACAACAGUCGGUCACUACAUGCCAUGGCAAGUUCUGGAAUGGGAGUUUGGAUCUCAAUACAAAGUUUGUCUGUCAUUCGUUUGUACCAUGCUAGUACAUGUGAGCAUUUGGCUGAUGUCGAUACCAAGGAUGCAGUUCAUAAAAUGCUUGCUGGUAAAUACAAUACAGAAAUAAUUUUCAUGUUUAAUGAGCAAUGCUCCGCAAUCAAUGUUACACUAAGGAAACAAAAUAGGUUUUUGAAUUGUUGGGAAACAUUUUUGCUUUCUUCAGAGAGAAAUUUAUUUCCCCAGCAACGUUUUCUUGGGCAAGAACCAUAGGAUUCCAACAGAGACGUGGUAGUCACAUGAAUGUUACUGAAAGGUUCUAUUAUUUUGUGUUAAAUGAAAGUGCAUGUGCAUUUUAGAAGUAUUUUUCUGAUGCAAUUCACCCGUACAAUUUAACACUGUUUGACCUUUUAACAACUUUUUAUAUUAUUUAAAUCAUGUCAAGCAUAUUUGCUAUACUUUUUAAGAAAGACAUUUUAUCCCAACUGAACAAUCAUUCGUUUCACUUUUAUUUGCACUGAAUCCAACGGCGCUUUGUUCUAAUGUUAUUGCUUUUCCUAUUGUAGGUUCUGAUGCGAUAAUUAAACAGCACAAAGCCGCAUGUUUGCGUGUCACGGCGUUACUCACAUGUAAAGAUUUAUUGUGGAUUGGUACGAGUGCUGGGGUUGUACUAACAUUACCUUUACCAAUUAUUGCACCUAAUGCAACCUCGAUUCAGGCCCCACUCGAUGUCACUGCCUCGCCCCAGGGCCACACUGGACAUGUACGUUUCUUGACGGCUGUCGAAAUAGGCAAGCCUGAGGAAAAGGAUGAGACAGCAAGUAGUCAACCCGCGAACAGGUCACCUCGUCGUUCACAGCUAAAUAUUGAAAAAGGCAAUCUACCUUUCCCCAGUGAAAAUAUCUUUGUUAUUAGUGGAGGAGAUGGUUAUGAGGACUUUAAAUCUACUGCAAAUGAAUCCGCUGGACGUGAAGACAGUACUAACCAUUUACUUAUUUGGAAAGUCUAGUCAAGUGGUCUCCAAAUAUAUGUAUGGACUGCUUCUCAGAUCCAUGCCCUAUAUGUGUCAUUGUUUGGCGCCGAGGUUAAAACAGAAGCGAGCAGUAGAUCGCGUAGGUCUUUGUCAAAGAUAUAGACCCAUUGCACUGACGUCACAAAUCCUUAGAGUGUCCUCCAGAUGCACCCUAACAAAAUCUGUUCGGGUACAACAACCACAUACAGCGCAAAAAUUAACCAUUUUAAUACAAAAUUAUUAUAAAGUUGUACAAAAUUUGCUUUGUUUACAAAAUUUAUAUUAUGCAUAGAUUGCUAAUUUGUCCUCCAGAUGCAUCGUCGCCGGCGCUGUGACGUCAUGUGCAAUGGGUCUAUAUAUUGCAACGUCAGCAAGUUGUUUAUCAAAGAUAGGUAUACAUGGGGUGUCAAUUCCGUUAUUAGGCAAGUUCUGGCAACAAGCUUACGAGUGCUUGCAUCUCACUAAAAUGAAAUUGCGAUAAAAAAUUUAAACUAACAGUGAAUUAUUUGUAGUGAGAGCAGUGGCGUGCUGGCAGGGGGGGGUGGCCACGCCCCCCCCCCCCAGCUGGCAAUUCUUGGGGGGCGCAAAAAUGAAAAGGGGGCGCCGAAUUUUGAAAGUGGGUGUGAAAGUUGUAAAUGUAUUCAGAUAACUAGAUCAGUAGAGAAUAGAAUUGGGAUUAGAUUAAUCGCUUGAAGUACUACUACUAAAUUCUAACCAAAUUUCGACACGUUAUAAUGCUGUUUCCUGACCAUCAGAUUUCUGUCAAGUCUUCCCCCAAAGUCAAGGAAAUGGCAUUUCAGAGACUCUAAAUUCAAAAAUUUUCCUGGGGGGCAUGCCCCCGGACCCCCCUAGACAAACCUUGAACCUACGGCGCCCGGCUCGUGCCUUCUGCCCUCGUGUAUCAAGCGUAACAUUAUAGGAGCGCAUAUUGGUUGACAGCACACUCCCCCCCCCCCAGAAAAAUAGUACCCAGCACGCCACUGAGUGAGAGCGAGUUGAAAGUUGCUUAUUGCGAGGCUUUGUCAAUUUUUUUUCAGGGUUUUCAAAGGGCUUCCUAUAUAGUACCUAGUUUCCUAAGAGAUUGCUGGUAAUAUAUCGGUAUUCCUUUCUCUGAUUGACCCCUCAACUUGCGCGCGACACACGGAACGUCGUAACGAACACCUUCUCCCUUAUAGAAUCACAGAUCAACAUGUAUAAAACAUUGCACAUUUGGUAUGCACGAAACUGACAAAGUGUUCCACGCAUGUAGAGCACGGGAUGUAAUAAUUUAUCUGCAGGCAUGUGCAGCUUGGUAGAAUAAUAUAGACCUAGUCUUUUGUACAUAUUAGCAUACAUAUUAUAUCCAGUUUUAUAUUGCACCAAUGUGAGAAAUUUGGUUUCUCUAAGAGGUUGAACAGGAAUGUAUUGAACCAAUUCAGAGCUUUGUCAUGGAGUCCGCAGUGCAAUUUCGGAGAAUCUCUUGUUUUUUUAAAAGAUGUAUAUCACUACCAGUAUCAGUUAUUUUAAAAAAAAUAUUGUCAAGUGAGCACCGGAUCGAUUUACCUAUAGUACAUGGUUCCACCCGCGAGUUAAAACCAUAUCCUGUAAUAUAAUUACUGGAAUGGGUUUAUUUUUGCAUGUUUUAAUUAUAUAUAUAUAGAGAUAUAUGUAUUUAUUUUAAGCGUAAAUAUACACUUUUUAUCUAAAC
This is a messenger RNA of Paramuricea clavata, 48550 nucleotides long. The record is from the annotation of a GenBank genome assembly. Lineage: Eukaryota; Metazoa; Cnidaria; Anthozoa; Malacalcyonacea; Plexauridae.